Messenger RNA from Cinara cedri, 57543 nucleotides. The record is from the annotation of a GenBank genome assembly. Lineage: Eukaryota; Metazoa; Arthropoda; Insecta; Hemiptera; Aphididae.
AUUAUUAUUUCGGUACGCGGCCACCGUACGAUAACCACAGCCGAGCGCACGAAACGGGUCUCCGGAACCGGUGCCGCCUGCAGAGCAGCCGAGGACCGCGACGUUAAACUAUACGACAAUCACGUUUUUCGAAUGAGAACAAUACCGAAGUGCGUAAACGCAGCAAAUAAAUAAAUACAAAUCGUAGAAAGGAAAAAAAAAAAAACCCGUUACGAACAUAAUACACGCAAUAAUUGUCGUCUCGCGCGGUGAUUUUCGUUUCGUUUUUCAUCCGCAGUCGUCGCGUUCGGUUUCGGAUCGCAACAGGUAACAAUAUUAUUAUUAUUAUUAUUAUCACGGUCGUUUGACGUUAUUUCUCUCUGGACACCUAAUUUACAGGCCGUCCAGCCGUCGCCGUACAACAGCCCGGGGGUCGCGGUGUCGUCUUUCAGCGGCGGCGGAGUCCAGAACGUCGAAUCGCCGAAACGAUAAAUAUUCGCGCGGCCUUUUUCGGGAUCCGUGCCGCCGGUCUCGCCCGCUAAUAUUCCGUACGGACGGCGCGGCCGGUUUCUCGUUAGCACCCGGCGCCGCCGAAACGCCGUAGACCGAGCAAAAAGGUAUCCGACAAUUCGCCGCCAGCCGAACGCAGUGCCCGCGUCCCCGGGCCCCCUGCCCCGCGACUACUGCACGCGAGAUGAUAAAUGAUAUUAUCGCUAUUUGUCGGCGAUAACGCGGGCGAACCAACGGCGACGGUCGACGAACGAUAAUAAUAAUAAUAUCGCGUCGCGCAAAUAUAGCGGCCGUGGCGCGCGCGCGGAUAACCGGCUCGCCCGUGCGCCCGACCGGUAACCGCGCCACACGCCGAAUCGUGUAAUCGUCACAUUAUUCCGUGUACGUUUACUUAACACGCGUUUCAAAUCCGAUAGCGACAAACGAAAAUAAUAUUGCACCGCCGACCGCGCAGCCGAGUGCACGUCGCCGUCGAUCGCCGGAGCCGCCACACGAUGAUUUCACUGGAGCAGUUACCGCCGGGUAUGUCUCGCCAUAAUCGUAAUUAACAAAUAACAUGUAGACGAUAUUGACAUGACGCAACGCCGUUUUCGAUAUGAUAUUUAAUGCUGUUCAUCAAUCACGCGGGGGGAAGGGGGGGUGCGUGUUUAGAAACGAACCGCACACCGAACCGAAUGUGUGUUGUAAUCGCGCGAAUAAAAAAAUAAAAAAAAACAAAUAAAACGACCGGCCGUUUAAAAAACGAACGAUUUCUUUACGGACAAAUAGGUUUGGUAGGUGUACACGGCGCGUUCGUGUUCGAUUUAUUCAAAAAAAAAACAUUUUCGUACGCCAACGUUGACGAGGAUUGACCGUUACAGUUUUACUGUAGAGACGUUUUAGUAAUUAUCUGUUUAGUAACUAUCAGGACCAUAAUAUGAUGGGAUGUUGACGUUUCAAAGAUUAGUUCUCUGAGGAAAUCUGAAUAAAUUCGACCAAAAGUGUGGUAUCGAAAAACCUGCGCAAUUCAAUUUCGAUCGGAAUAACAUCGAAACAUGACAGUUGAUAAAGCAGCCGAAUCUUUAUCGGUUAUUUUACUUAUAGAUCGUGACGUACAAAUUAAUUACAAUGAUGUGCAUAUAAUUACGUAAGUUUAUACACCCAUCUGUAGACUGUAGUUACUGUUAUUACAGUAGUUAUUGAAAUAUAUAAAUAGGUACGGCUAACGAGAAGGGCCGUGGGCCCGUUGUGCCCCUCCCCCCCCCCCUCGUAAACGCCCCAUGCGGCACCGAGCACCUGUAAUCGAAUCCGGGGAGAGGGGAAAAAAAUACAAAACGAUAAUAAUACCGAUUCGUAAUAUUGUUGUUACAGUAUUUUUAUCGUAGGAUUAUCGAAAUACUGCGGUUACUAUAAUAUGAUAUUAUUGCUCCGUCAAUUGUUCGAACUAUUUUUAUUAUUUUUAUUUAGCUGUUUCCGCCUUUGCAAACGCACCAUAUAGUUGAACCGCGUUUACGCAGACUGCGCAGAACUCUAUUGACUUUGGUUUUAGAAGAAAAACGCCUAGUAUAAAAUCAAAAGGGGACAAUAUUCCGGAGGACAAGGCGUUGUGUUUUUUUCGAUUUUCUCCGAAUACAACGGUCAAUUUACCGUUUAUAAAAUAACGACUUUUCAACUUUUUUUUGAUUCACUAAAACUUUAAAAAAAAAAAAAACGCAUCGUCUCGCUAUCCGAAAUAUUGUCCUUUUUAAAUUUUACAACAGGUGUUUUUACUCUAAAACACAAAGCUAAGCGAGUUCUGUGCAGUCUACGUAAGCAUGGUUUUACUAUAUCUUGUGUUUUGUAAGACAGUAACAACAAAUACAUGCGCCACGUUCUUUUAAUGCAGCGGUGUUAUUCACGCGGGAUGCAAGACAAUGCGGUGAAAAUAAUGAUACGAGUAUAUUAUGGUAUUACAGUACCGACUACCGAACGAACGAUAGUUUUGUUAAAUUAGAGCGUAGACGAUUUUCUUUGAUGCACUAUGAAACAUAUAUUAUGCUUACAUAAUACGCAGUGGCGCACACAGAGCGGGGGUUAGUAGGUUAACCUCCCUCCCCGAAAUUUCUUCCUGCACUGCUUUUUUUUUUUUUGCGAAAUCAAGUUUUACAUUCAACAACACACUAUCACGUACCGUAGAAUAAAAUACAAUUCUUCCGUUAAAUUUCACCGUACGGUACGGAUUUUUCGUUUCCAGCUGGGGCUUUAAAAUACGGUUCAUCAAAAUCUAAAAUUGAUUGCGUACCGCGUACAGAAUAUAAACAUUAAUAUAAUUGUACACGAUGGUUAGUGUCGUUAUAACUAUACCUAUACUAACCGAUUUUGCGGUGCCCUGUUUGCGCGUGGACAUUAUGGAUAUUUGUCCGUGGUCCGUGCGGAUCAGGGGCCCGCGCCGACUCGGGGCUCUCUUCCCGUUAUACGGGGAAAAAAAAAAAAUAAAUAUGUAUCGUAUUGAAUAAGCAAAAUUAGAAAUUAUCACGACCGGGAAGCGAGCCGAUAAGCGAAAAAAAAUGACAACAGCGGGGGACCUGUUUUCACGAUACUUCCCCACUGCUACCCACGCUUGUUGAAGAAGUACAGCUUGUGUGUAUUUUAAAUCCUGUUUCGUACUUAGCGAUGUAGGCUCACAUACACAGGUAACCAAUGCACUAUGCAACGAAGUAAAAUUAAUCCUACGUCUAAUUUAGCUGACUUAUAACACAACUGCGGUUGCCCACGCUCCGGCUUUCCGGGGGCCCGGUUCAUAAACCCGGCGACCCGGAAGCUCGUCCUGCCCUUCCUUUACUAACAAACAUAAUGACGAGAACGUUUGUUUGACGAGCUGCAUUUGUGCGUUGGGUUUUCACCGAUAUUUUAAUUUUGAAGCCGGAUUCGAUGAUUUUUAAAUUGUAAUGUUUCGCGUGUUCUGGUAUUUUCGUAACUCGCUUGAAAAUUACAAUAUCGAAAAAAUUGAAACGGACAUCCGAAAACAAACAAUUUUCUCGCCUUUAAGUUACACACGAGUAUUAAAACUAAUAGCGAAAAAUCGGUUUUUGUAUACAAAAUGUACAACCACGUCACCUACUUUAUAAUAUAGUAGGUAACCUAUAUAGCAGCUGGUUAGGCGUUAUAGCAUACAAUAUGCUUUUAUAAGGUUAAUGAUAUUUAACUCGAGUUUUUUCAAGGAUAUUCGGUUACAAGAAAAAUUAAUUUUUUCAUUCGUUUUAUGUUAAUUUUACAUGCUAUAUUAUAUUACAGUAUAUACUUGUCGUGCAAAAACACGGCGAUUCGUAAAACAUUUGCUAUUAUAUCGAUUAACCGGUAGAUACCUAUACUACGCCAUGUCAGUGGCGUAUUUUAAUAUUUUUUCUGAGAGGAGAGCUGAGCGGGUCCAUAAUUUAUACGCGUAACUAUUAAUGGCUAUAAUGAUAUAGUUUGCUAUAAUUGCUAUAAUACGAAGGUACAUCGUAAAUGCUUUAAGGAGUUUAAUUGAAUAUACGCAAUUUUAUAUAGGUAUUUUAUUUCGCUGUAAAUAAUCGUCUUGAACUGUAAAUCCGCCGCUUCAAUUUGAAUUCGAUAUCGAUUUUUCGGAUAGUGACAGUCCAAACACAUAGUUUGGAAAUAUUACCAACGUAAUUAUAAAUUUCGGUUGGGCGAUCGAUCAUCGGAAAGCGCUAUAGUUUGAUUCAACGUUUCCCACGUAAUCCCAUUCACAUAUUUCCCCUGGAACUAACUCGCACUCAAAUAAUAUAGUUCUGAACAAAUCACCAACUAAAUUGUAUCGCUCGAUCCGUCUAGGUUCGUAAUUUCUGUUUAAAUUAUUUUUUAGAGAUGUUCGAAUCAUAAAUACAACAAAAAAAGUCUCUGAUUUCCCUGUAGUUUUCAUACGAUUGCCUAUUUUGACAAUGGCACAACUAUAAACAUGAUUUAUAUUUUCUAUGCAUAUCACCAAACUAUGGUGCUGUAGUGUAGUAAACUAUGCUAAUACUCAAAUUAUCUUUUUCUAGACGCGAUAUUUUUUGCAUAACAAUUCUCGUGCUACUUGAAGGCAUUUGACAUUUUGAUAGUUGAAAAAAUCACGGAAUUUUAGAUAAUGUUAAACCGAAAUUCGCUCAUACUUCGUUAGCAAUGAUUUAUCGUUAUACGUAAAUUAUACAACUUUAAACGCAUACCUGUCUUCUGAACUUUUGAUGAAUGCAUUUGAAUGUACUAAUGCAUAAUAUAAUAUCGUUUUGCAAAAAUUUGUACAGACUCACAUUAUAAUUCGCUCGUCAAAUAUUAAAACACAAAUGACGACGAUUCCUUAAAAUUCCACGAUGAAAUUAUGUAUAUACAAUAUUUUACAACAGAUUGUGCGUUUUACUUUUUGUCGAUAUUUUUAGUUGGACUUUAUGAUACAAUUACAAUGAUAGUUUUUUUUUUUUUUUUUUUUGAAAACCGAACUGACAUAUACCAUACGUAUGAUUGGGGAAAAUCUAAAAAAAAAUUUAAAAAAACCCGAGUUCAUACAUGUAUAGUCGAAUAUUCUGCAGGAGGUGCAGGAAAACGGAACGCGCCUCGAUAAAUAUAAUUGGACGACCGUUCUUCAACGACAAUCCGUGCAAAAUGCCUACGAAUAACGUCGUUAAAAAUCCAUAGGCGUUUACGGGGUCUCGGAUUGUUUUUGUGUUUCAACCGUAUCACAAAUUUUAAUCAGUGUUUUUUUUUUUUUUUUUACCUUAUUCGUUAUUAUGUUCAAAUUUUAUAUGCGAAAAACCCAUAAUUUAACGGUGACACGCCGAGAUCUGGGUCAAGAGAUAAAAUUAUUUUUUCUUUUCAUUAUAUUAUCGUAUACGAUACGGAAAAUUGGAAUAAUAAAAAAACAAAUAUUAAUUUAUUUUUUAUUUUUCUUACAACUACCAUUGACUGUGCAAACGAUUUUUAUAAAAUGAGUAUUGCUGAUUUUUCAGUAUAGAAUAAUAUAAUAUUAUGGUUCAGCCAAACAAGUUUUUUUUUUUUAAAUUCUUUGUACUUUACCCAAUUAAUAUUAUUGAUAGUUUUUUUUUUUUUUUUUUUUUAUUUGAAAGUUUUACUCUUUUACUCUUCAAACGGGAAACCAAAUAUUUGACUUUGGAUAUUUUGAUUUCUUUAUAUUAUCAUUGCUAUAAACCAUAGUAUUAUUUUAAUGAUUAAAUAAUCUCAUGAUUGGAUUUUAACGUGAUUAAAAAACAAAAAGCAAACUGUUUCAUUUAAAUUAAGUUAGUACGGGCAACAAAAACCGAGCAUUUUUAACUGUAACUACGAAACUGUUUUUCACGAAAAUAAUAAAAGCGCCUUAUUUCUUAUAAAACUAAUUAUAACUUUUUUGCUAAACUCGGCAUCUUAAAGUAUCGACAGAUACUUUACUAAUUACUAGUUACUAAUUACAGAUACUAUUACGAAUUAUUGUAAAUAUACGAUUUUAGUUACAAUAAUUUACUGUGUAUUUGUUUUUAAACCCAAACAUUUGACACGUUCUGUAGACUCGAUAUUUUUUAAUCAUUAUCAAUAACAAUACUAAACGACCCGUAUUUACGUUUUUUUGACCAUUAAAAAAAAAUUAAUAUCUAAUUAACAACAUCCUCGUGAGUUUACAAAGUGUUAAUAAAUGUACAUAUGUUUGUCAAAUAGUAUUUUCAAAUAGUAUUAUUAAAAAACUGUUUAGCUAAAUAAUUUGAAAACAAUUAUUAAUCUAUACCAUAACGGUAAUACAAUUACGAUAUACGAAAACACAAAAAUAUAAUUAUAAUUUAAUAACGUAUGUAUUAUAUUUUGUUGUUACGUUUUCAGUGGACGUUCGAUUAAAAAAAAAAAAAAAAAAAAAAAAUGAAAAAAUACUCUAAUAAAGUUAAACGUAAAGAUAAUCGAGUUUGUAUCAAUCAUCAUAGUAACAUUAUUAUAUACUUACUCGGAGUUCUACGCUCGAGUUCGGUUUUGUAAUCCGUUAUUAUAACUGAAUUAUAACGCAUUCGCGUGUUCAUACCGAGCGUGUACAUACACGACCUCAUGGGUUAUGAAAUGUGCCCAUAUUAUGGGCGUUUCGAAUCGGUCCGGGUACAUAGACCAAAUUGUAUUCGGGACGUUUGAAGGGUUAACGCGUAUUUUUCUAUUGACGCAUCAUAUCAUUUGCACGGUUUGCGCGCAAAAAUAGACGAACCCGUGCGAGUCUACAAAAUACCGCCAAUAGUUUGCAAACAAAAAUGAGAAUUGAUAAUGUGUCGGUCGGAAAUUCGUUCAACACUACCGUGGAAAUAUAGUUUUGAUAAACGAAAAUAAUAUAUUCUUAAUGUUUAAGGUAAAACAAUUGUUUUCGUCUAACGCAGUUCAGUGUUCAUAAUUACACGGUAGUCGUUAUUACACGGCUCCCGACGGGCCGCGUCGCUGGCUGCAAUCAGUUUUCAUAUACGUGUAGUUAGAAAAUAUGUGUGUUAAUAAUAUUAUAUUUUGUAAUAAUUUUGUAAUUUUUUCGCGAUUUAGUUAAAGAUUAAUGUAUUUUAUCGCCGAGAUAAUUUAAUGAACUUGAAAAUAAAUUAAACACUGUAGCAUAGAUUUAAAAAUUAAUAAUAUGUUUCGUUUUUUUUUUUUUUUUUUGAAACUGUUGUAAAUUUUUUAUUGUAAGUAAGUACAUGUUUUGUAAUUUUUACUCUGCGUAUUUGCAUCGUACCUGUUUAGUGAAUGUUAUAAUUUCGGUCUCUAGUUUUAACAGACAUUAUAUUCUACCAGAAAACUGCGCACCUAUAGUUUCAGGAUAAAUUUCACUAUAAUCGAUGUCUAGUCGUUCGUAACUCUAAGUAUAUUAAACUACUUUUACAUCAUAUUUAAAUAGUUAUUUUCAAAUGCUUAUAGGUACUGAGUGAAUAUUUUCUAUUCGGCGGUUAAAGCGGGAAAAAAGUUCGAAAGAAAAUUAUAAUAUUUACCGAAAAUCGUUCCCGAGAACUAACUAAACCAUACCACGCAACGUGGAGUGAAGAUUUCCAAAAUAUAUUUCUUUCACGCACGUUUGUUCAUAGGAACGUUAUUUUUAUAGCAGGGAUAGAAAACGUUUUUGAAAAUACGUUAUUUAACGAAAAUAAAUUAUACCAUGGUACAAAUAAUAAUAUUCAAAAAAAAAUUGUUAUAUACCUAUUAAUUUAUGGUAAUAAUAAUUCUAUUAUCGAAAAAGUGGUAACCUCAUGAUUGAUAACUAAUUGUUGAUAAUUAAUUAAGUUGUAUGAGAGAGCUGUGGUUGUUAAACGAGUGUAUUGGUUUCAGUGAGCUCGUGGAUUUGGUUUUUUUUUCGGAAUUAUAUAGAUAAUAUUAUUAUCUAUCUUCUCUGUCUAUAUAAUAACGAACGUAUGUGUGUUUAUCCUUUAUGCAUUCAUCCGAUAGCUAUAGAAAUCCACCACCCGUUAAUUACCGUUAACGAAAAUUCGGUUUUUAAUGUAUUUAGGUAUUUUUUUUUUUUUGUAUAAAAAUCUAAUUAUUUUUGUUGAUUUAUGGGUUACCUAUUGGUAACACGGAUGAAAAAAAAAAAAAAAAAACAUUGCCAGUAACUUUCGUAGUGCAAUCCCUGUGCUGUGCGGAUAUCUAUGGUAAUAAAAUUCAUAAUGAUAAUUUAUCGAUUAACUUUAUUUAGAAACUUUUUUUUUAUUGCGCGGACAACCUUGUUAUAUUAUAACAAAACGGCAUCGAUAGUAUUCGCCGAACACCGUAGUGGUAAUAUGACCUUUCGCCUAUUCGCCAUAAAUAUUAUAGCAAUAGUACCUGUUAAUAACAAUUUUGAUGUAUCCGAUAUCUAUUGCGAAUUGUUUUUCGUACAAAUAAAUAGGAAUAUAUAAUACGCAGUACGUAUAUCCACUCUAUAAGAAUUUAUUUGCGCUUGACACGUACAUGGACCACUCGUUUCCUCCACUAGGAUUCCCGUUGACACAGUGGCGCCAUUUAAGUUUUUGUGAAAGAAGGGGGCGAAAGUUUUAACCUACAAAUUCAUCCGUCACCAUUACGUUUUUAUCUCAAUACAAAUAUCCUUAUUAUAUCAUUUUAUACUUACCUCCUAUCACAGGCAUGAAUAACCCGUUUUUUUCGAGGGACAACAAUAUUAAUAACAAAAUAAUAAAUAUUUUUGUAGAGGGAGACCUACAUGACUUGGCUACCUAAUUAUAUUACCUAUUAGCUACUAUAUGCAGAUUUAAUUUGUGGUUAAUUUUCUCUUAAUUUAUGUUCUAUUUGAGACAAUAUGUAUGGAGUAUACACGUAUUUACAAAAAAUAUAACCAUGUCAUGGACAUCAGUAUAGGUAAUCAUAGAAUAAAUUAAAUAAGAAUAGAUACUUCCCAAAAAUGUACAUGGACUCUUACAAGAACCCGGAAAUUUCAGCUAAAGUGCAAUUAAUGUUAACGAAAAGAACAAAAAAUAUUGUAUACAAUUAUCACACUUAUCACAAAUAAAUCUUUAAAAAUUUUAGCUCAGAGUAGCCGUAUGAAACAUGAAUCAUGAAUUAUGUUUGAAGCCUUGUAGCCAAAAACUAAUCCAUACCCAAUGAUGACAAUACCUUCCCUGCACCUCUCCAAAUGAUGCCACUGCGUUAACACUGUUUUUUUACGAUUAAAUAUGCAUGCUGUGCAAACUUUUGCAAAGUAGCAUCGUUGCCAAUGUAUAAUUUGUUGUUAUGAUUUUAAUAUAUAUAUAUAUAUAAUGAAUUAAACUAACAGCAAAUUUAAAAAGACGUCCUAGGGUAAUGGGGACGGGUGCAGCCACUGUUAUAGAUCAUUUAAUGUAUAUCUGUAAGCAACGAUAAACCAUUGUUUACAAAAAAACGAUUCUGAGUGAAAUUCAGUUGGUAGUGACACUUCAUCAACAAUAUACAUGUCAUUUUAUAGUAAAAUAAUUAAAAAGGCUUUAUAUAUUUUCUUUAAUAAUAUUUGUUUAAUGUUGUAUUGAUUUACUUAAUUUCCUACGUUUUUCCCGAAUUUCUCAUGUUUUAUCCUAGUUUUUCACAUUUGCUGGUAAAAGUCCUGAGAAAAACAAAAAAUUGACCUCUUUAAAAUACCUUCCCAGUGAAAUUUCUCUCUAGAAACAUUACUAUUGUUAAAGGUUGGAAAAAAAUUGCUGAUAGAAAAGUUGUUCACAGAAAAAACAAAAGGCUGUAAUAUAUUUUAACUAAUACAUAAUUCCUUAUAUUUUCUUGGUUUUCUUCGGUUUUUGAAAUUUGAUGAAAAAGCUUUUGAGAAAAACGAAAAAUAACAUUCUUAAAGUACCUCCGCAUAACGAUUUUCUUUCAGAAAAGGUGUCAUACGUAGAAGUCCGAGCAAGUCUACUUGUAGAAAAGUUGUUAACAGAUAAAAAAAAAAAUAAACAUUUUUUGUAAAACUAUAAGCCUUUUCGUUUCACUUAGAAUCUGAAAAAAUAUUUAUUUAUGCUUAAAUAAUGAGCUAAAAAAUACACAAGUCAUUAGCAGACUAGCAAUGUUCAAAUUGAAAAUAUAAAAGAAGAAGGAUCUGUUUAUGGACAAAUAAACAAAUAAGAAAUAGAAGUACGUUAAUAUUUUUUAAAAAUACGUAGUCAAUAUUAUUUUUGUUAUCAAAAAUAUUUAGUAUCCAUUUCACUGCGUCCACUGAUAAAGUAUUAAGUAGCCAUGUGAUGCUAUGAAAUUAUUAUCAAUUUAUUUACACACAAUAUUAUACAGUUAUUAAAAAAUUAUUUUAUUUUUGUGUUGUUUUUUUUUUUUUUUAUGAGCCAGUCAGCGCAGUCAUUACCAGCUAAAACAAUCACAAACAUGAAAUGAUUAACAAUAUAGUGCUAACAUACAAACUGUGUCACAAUUACACAGAUACUAAAGUAUUUUAUUAUUCUCCAAAACGGGUAGUGGCGCAACAAGAACGUCUAACGCUCGUGGUAAAAUAUUCAAAUAUCCACAGUUGAAUUCCAUAAGGCCAUAUUGGUUUAAAUAUCAUAGUACAAGAGGCAUUUGCUUGUCAAGUCUAGUUCGGAAUGUUUUACUCGUUUAUUUCAAUAAUAUCCGUGGAUUUUGAAUCUAGUUCUAAUAUGUUGUCCAUACUGUUUAUUAUUUUCCCUUUUUUGAAACAUAUUGAUUAGUAAACAUGGUUUAAAAAUGUAUAUUAUAUUGGUCUUCCGACGAGAAUCUCAUCGAAAAGAUUGAUCCCGGGACCUCUGAAUGUUUUAAUCCGGGCUUGUAUGUUUGCCUAAAAUAAAUUAUAAUUUCUGAUCUAAAUAUUGAGAUUUUACUUUAUUUCGACCAGCCUAAUGUUGUCGCACAAUAGUUUUUUAGCCAGAUAAAGUCAUAUCUCAAAAGUAUAACAGUUUCACGUGAGAAAAAUAAUACUACAUUUAUGAAAAAUUACGAAACAUUAAAAGUCGAUUUCGUAUUUUGAUUUGUGUGUCAUUAUUCUAUAUACUACAUACUGAUUAAUAUCCUAUCAGAUAUUGUAUUAUAAUACCUGUGAUUUGCAGUAACCACGGAUGUGGUUUUUGAACCGCAUAUGCGCGCAUCAUAAAUUUAAGAUUUAGAUGUGUAAGCAAAAAGAAUAAAAAUAAUAAUAAUAAUAAUAAUAAAACCAUCGGAUUGAGACGAUUAAAUUAAUAAUUUAACAAAUAUGUAUCCCAUAGAUAUUUGUAUUCGAUUCAGGUCAUCGUUAUAUUUUAUUGUUUUAUAAACCAACUAAUAAUAAAUAUUGGUAUAUUUUUUUUAUGGCUCGUGGCGCAAUAAACGCAAUAUUAUAUUUUCUCUACCAUAUUAGCGAUAAUAUAACGCGUCAUAUACGUUCCAUAUUCCGUGGAUUCCAAAUUAUUUCUAAAACGUAAUAUUAAUAUUUACUACUAUAAAUCCAUAUAUACUAUUAUAUUAUAAUAAUAAAGUUAAGUUUGCUGUACUCUGUCAACAUAAUCUAUAAUACAAUAAAACAUUUUGUGUUCUCCUUUUAAAUGAGGAAUUUUUUUUUUUUUUUUUUAGUUUUGUGCAUCAAUUUAAGACAUCGAAAACAAAUCGUUUUCAGCUAAAAUCAUUUGUUAUCGUUCAGUCUAUUAUUCCUUUCUGUUCGAAUUUAUAGUAUACAUUUAUUUUCUUUACAAACGGACAACUCCACUUAAAAGUACAGUAAAUUUACAUAAUACGAUAAUUAGGAUAACAACGCAAAAGUGGGAUCGGUAUUAGUAGAACAAUACAGGCGGACCAUGGAAGCAUUUACAAAGAAAUUGGAAGAUCGAUGUGAAAGGGAAUAGAACACAGAGUAUGACAUGGAGUUGGAAUAAGGAAAUUAAUUUAAGCAAUUAAGGUAUAAGAAUUAAUUUGGUUGAAUAGUAGUGUUAAUUGAAUAUUUAUCAUAAUAUGUCUUCGAUUUAAAAGGUUAUGGAGGCCUAACGUAAGCAGGAAAGUUGCAAAGUCGCGAGAGAGGCAAGCAAUUUUAAGCCUAUAGGUGACCAUCUGGAGAAACUUCCGCUGGACCAAUUCGAUCAUAUCGCUGACGACAAAAGAAAUUAGAGUCCCAAAGGACAGAACCGUACUCCAGGAUGAGGUGGAUGAGUGAGCAGUAUAAUGAUUUGAGUAGAGUGAUUAAGCAAAAAUUGUAGGAGAUGCCGUUCACAAAGCCAAAGAUAUUGAGGUAUUUACAGCAAGCAGUUUCUACGUGCAUAAGUAGGGAGGAAAGGUUUUUGGCGAAUGUGAAAUCAAGAUUACGAACAGAAUUUCUAGCAAGAGAUACUCCCCAAGUGAGUGACCAGUCAAGGUCGUCCUAAAGUAGAAGACAGUCGAAGCGGGAGUUGAUUUGGAGGACGAGUCAUGUCGAUAGAAAACAAUUAGUAGUUUGGCGUUAAAAGGGACAGGAAAAACAGAAGCAACUAAAAAAGCAAAAAGAAAAGGUGACAGGACAACUCCUUGGGGGGACGCCAGAAGAAGAAGAAAAUACAUUAGAAGAGGCACCUGGGACAGAGACAAAUAGUACACGGUCAGUGAAAUAGAAACGUAUCCGUUAUGGGGGGGAGGGAGGAAUAUUAGAUUAUUUGAUAAACCCACAAAUAUCACUCGCCCCGUCACGUUUACAGUCGUUACAUUUAGUUGUGCCUUCAUAAAAGUUUCCUUCUUGCGGUCCCUCACUGUCACUUUAUAGGAGAAAAUCGAUUAAAUUCAAAGUAAAUUUUAUAAUACAAUAUAUAUUACACCAUAAUAAUUAUUACUUUUAACGACAUCGACUUUAUGGAUGUUUGAGCAGUAAAAUCCAUAAUGUAUGAUUCGUUAUACGCACGCUAGAUUACACGCAAUAAUAAAAAACAGAAAACCAGGAACAAUAAUUAUGUACACAAAUAUUAUAAUAUCUUUUGUUAUUAUUGGUAAUAUUAUUUAUACUUGGGUACUUAAAUGAAAAAAUAAUAAUAAUAAUAAAAACAAAACUAUAAGCAAUUACAUUAUGCACAUUUGAUAUUAGCAGAGGAACAAUGUCGAUAAAAACGUAAUGUACUUAACGUUGUAAUAUGUGAUGUAAAACCAUAAACGUUUAAAAAAAAAAAUUUGUUUUUAAUUUUUUAACUAAACGUAUACCUCGUAUAGCUGGUACCCCGUUUAUCAAUUAUUUAGUAAAUUACCCAGUGUAUAUUUAAAUAUUAUAACUAUCAUGUAUUUAUUAGUUUUGUUUCUUUGUGUUUUUUUUUUUUUUUUUAUAUAUAUAUAAAACCUUCAAAUUUUAUACUGUACAUUGUAAUAAUACAAUAUUACACUAAGUAUAUUACGUUGAAUCAAUCAACGUGUUGCCGCCGUCGUGUUGUGUUGUCACAUAGAUAAUUUUCGGUUUGUGUUCCGUAUGCGAGUUCAACUGUUAAUUAAUAUGUAAAUCAAUGCAUUAUUAUUAUUUUGUCACACGCGUGACACGUCGCGUAAAUAUUUUAAACGUUAAACAUAUCAAUUUUAAUAUCAUGACGUUUCGACGUUUAACAAAUGUAUAAAAAGAACCGCAAAAUAUUUACACAACAAAUGGAAAUAUUUCAAGUAUUAUUAUUAUUACGUCGUUGCAUCGUUGAAAGGUCCAUUAUCUUGCUUCGUGUCAUCGUGUCUAAUAUUUAUCUAUACGAAAACCCUUUUACCUAUAUUGUAUGCUGUUUUUAGUGUUGUUUACACGGAUUUUAAAAAGAAUAAUGUCGUCUCAAGAGUUUAAAGAAAAAAACACCGUGAACCAAAAAGAAGACAGAGUUUGUAAUGGCGUGUGUAUGUCCGGAGAUUUAUUCGUGAGUAGAAGGAUCUGACGGAUUUCCUUUCACAAAUACCGUUCUUUGGACCAAGAUGAAUUCGUUCUACUUUUAUUUAAAUCCUCUAUUUUCCAGAAAUUUCGGGGUUUGGGGGUGAUAUGCAGCUCUUCCAAAAAUACGCUUAUGAUUUAUUGAGAAAAAUUACAAACAAAGUCAUUAAGAGGACGCUAUACCCAUAUGUGGUAUUUAGCUAAUACUAACGGGGAAUAUAACAAAAUCUACUUUAAGGUGGUUUUUACUCUAAAACCAAAAUUAAACGAGUUCCACGCAGUCUGCGUAAGGUAGAUUUUGCUAUAUUGCUCGUUAGUUGAAUUGAGACAUCACAUGCGAAUAUAGCGUCUUAAAUAAAUAUUAAAGGUUUACUUAACUAUUAGGUAUCUAGUAUGUAUCGAAUCGAUCAAUAAUUUUGUUUCGUUAAAAAUUAAAAACAUUAAACUUUAAAUUCACUACAGUAAUUUAACAAUUAUAUUUUAACCUUUGUAUUCAUCGGUGUGUAUUUACGAAUGUUGUUUUUUUACUGGGUGGAGGAGGUGUGCAGUGGUGCCCAACCUAUGUUUUUAUGGUGUAGUCGAAUUCGAAAUUUAAAACCACCACCUCAAAAACCUACUCAUAUAAAUGUAUACUUUCCAACCCCUACAACCCGACUAUCCCAAAUUCCAAUUAGGUACCGAGAACACACGGCCACCCAAGAUAUAUGAAGUGUAGCAACUACUCGAAGUAUAUACUUUGGGCGCCACUGGGGGAGCUCGAUUUAACAUAAUAUUGACGGCUAAGUGAUUUUGAUGAAUCAACCGAGCCGACGUAGUGGCGGAUUUGAGGAUUUGAGGAACAAUGGGAUACGAUGUGACGUUAUUGCACUAUAACCAUUUAAUUUAUUACAAAAAAAAAAAAUUAAUAUUUUAAUAUAGUUAGGUAACGGUUAUUAACUCUAAGCGUCUAAAAGAAAUCGAUUUUUUGACUUGGUUGGACUAUCUACCAAUACUAUAGAAGUUAUAUGCACGUAUAUUUAUCGGGCUAUAUAGACACACUGUCUAUAUGUACACACUGAUAAAAGCAUAAUUUUUAGCUCUACAAAAAAAAAAAAAAACAACCCUUUAAGUUGUGAAACAAAAUUAACUACUCCCGAAAUAAUAUGUCAAUCAGUAGUAUAGCUAUAGAAUUUAAGUCGUCGUACCUAUAUACAAAAAAAAAAUCCUCCGAAUCCCCCCACACCAAGCUCCACAUAACAUAAAUACGCCGUUUUAUUUACACUGUUGCUUAUUUUAACCCCUUUUGUAAUAAUUUCUUAUCGCGUUCAGAAUAUAUGUAAAAUAAUAACACAUAAUAUUAUUAUCGAAAGUUGACCGGUGUGUGUUUUACAAUUUUUUUUUCAUAAUACAAACCGUGUGCGACAUAUGUGAUUUUUUUUUUUAUAUAUAUUUUUCGUUUUUUUUCAUGUUAUUCAGUAAUCAAUUGUUGUUUUCAUUUAUUUCCGUUCCAAACAAAAACGAUAUAGAACAUUAUCUACAAUAAUAAUAAUAAUAAUGCGAAUACGAAAUAACUUUACUCAGUAACCCAGUUUAAUAAAACUACGGCAUUAUUUUAUAGUCGAUUGAAUUGAAUAAAAUAUAGCGCAUUAUUAUUAUUAUUAUGUUUAAUUUUCAUCCUUGUCAAUAUUUGUAUAAUAUUAUUAUUGUUGUGUUUGACGAUGGUGCGGAGUGGGAUUUGUCUAUUACACAAAAUUGUAUAAUCGUAUGUUAUACGCAUUUGUGCGGAAGUGGAGUGCGAAAUGCGGAUAGUACCCUAUCCGCCCAUAUACUAAUAAUAAUAAUACGACGCGAUAAUCAUACAUCUAUUUUUUUUUUAUAUACAUACAGAAAUCGAGGUUGUAACAAUAAUUGCGACGAUAUUUUUUUGUGAUAAGUACCUAUUAUUAUUAUUAUUAUUAUUAUUUUUUUUUUUUUUUACCACGAUAGUUUACAUCAUUUUUGAUAUAGUUCGACGAUAACACGAAUAAUAAUAUUUGAAAAAAAAUAAAUAAAAUUAAUAAUAGUAAUUUUUUCAACUCAAUUAAGUCAAGUUAAAUUUAAAUUUAAACAAAGUUGAUAAUAAAUUAAAAGUUAAUUCAAAAUAAUGUAUCAAUACAACUAAGUUCGAAGUUAACCAAAAUUUAAGAUUAACUUAUUAAAUCAUGUUAACUUAAUUUAAAAAAAAAAAAAAUUGUACAUAAUAUUGUCUAUUACCUAAUAUUUUGACCUGAUAAUCUACCUAUAACAGACAUUCGUAAAAGUUCGUAUUUUAAAAUGUUCAUAUAACAGUAAUAUUGAUAACUAUAAUAUUUAUUAUUCAAUUAUUUAUACGUGCAUACGCAUAAUAAUUGAAAUCAACUUAACUUGUUUAAAUUUAAAAUUAACUCUAGUUAAUUAAAAGUUAAUUAUUUUCCAUUCCUUAAGUUGAAAAUUAAUUAAUUUCAAAAAAAAAUAGAACAGAAUUAAAAAAAAUUAAAGUCUAAAACUUGAGCUAGAAUUCGGAUUUUGAAAAUGACCUUUAGAAAAUACAGAAUCACUCUGCGGAAAUGAAUAUUUAAACUUAAAAUUCUUGUCGAGUGGCGGUAUCAUCACUCACAACCUGUCAUCCUAACAUAUAUUUUCCGUUAUACGUCUAUUGUUUGCUAUAUUAUUUUGAAAUUAUGUUGACGUGGUGGGUGGUAAUAAUUGUGUUCUGUAUGUUGUACUGUUUUUUUAAAUGUUUAAAAAAAAAAAAAUAAACCUGAUUUAUUAUAAAUAAGCCCAGUACAGAAUUUAAGACCCAAUCCCAGAGUUCCUCACAAAAUAAAAUGUAUGAAGGUCCCACACCCCUCACGAAAUAAGUACUUUCACUAUUUAUUGGUAAGUUUCUUCACAAAUUCAUGUACAUACAAACUUUAAUUUUAGUUAUUUUAGGGAUUCUGAAUGUAGCGGUGAAUGCGUUGGUUUUACAAAGAUAUUUAUUUUUAUUAUUAUUAUUUUUUGUUUUACGAGUAUGUGAACGCUUUUUCUACUAGAAAUCUUACUCUGAUUUAUACGACGUAGAUCCUUUUUCUGAAAGGAAAUUUUCUUUGGGGUGGUACUUUAAGGAAGUCAUUUUUCUAAGAGUUUUUCCAACAAAUGCGAAAAACCGUGAAAAAACUUGGGAAAACCGGGAAAAAAGAAAAAAUUAGCACUAUAUUAAACAAUUAAUAUUAUUAAAGAAAAUGUAAAAUGUUUUUUUAAUUAUUUUAUCAUAAUAUGACAUAUAUAUUGUUGACAAAACACGAUUAUCAACUAAACUCCGCUCAGAAUCGUUUUUAGUCAGCAAUGAUUUAUCGUUGCUUACAAAUUAAUUUCCCCUCUAUAUCCUACCUUCCCAAAUUCUCCCCAACAACAGUGACUGCACUCGUCCCCAUUAUCUUAAGACACCUUUUUUAAAUUUUAAUUUAUCUCUGUUUAACUCUAUUUCUGAUAUGGGCCUUGAAUCUCCUACAAACUUCAAUCCGACUCAAAGUUAUACUGUCUGCUCAAUAACGGCAUCAUCACCGACCCACUGUCGUACUGUAGCACAGUGGGUAGCCAGGUUAACAAUAUUAUUGUCAGUUAAUGGUGGAUUUAGAUAUUAUUUAAAAAAAAAAAAUGAUAAGACUAAAUAAGAGGUGGAUGGAUUCGAUUGAGAAUGAUAUAAUAACGGUGGGUAUAUGAUACGUGGAUGAUGUGGCGGAUCGGAACAAGUGGAAGUUUAAGACGAGGAUGGCCGACUCCAGUUAGUUGGGAUAAAAGCAAAGGUGAAGAACAGAUAACGAUUGCAUUUUAUUUUAAUAAUAUCCUCUUCCUCAUUAUGUUCGCAAUAAAAAAUACACGUCAUUAAGAUGAUUAUUAUGGUGUGAAAUUAGUAAUAAACAGCUUUAAUUUAAUAUUACGGCUAACUGAAAUUAAUCGGAAAUUAUAAGGACACGAGAAAAAUUAUUGCUAUGCUCGUGGUAAUAAUAUAAUAAUUGAUAUACGACAAGAAAUCAAUAACAUACGUCAUUGAAAGCCGAUAACGUAUCGUUCGGUCCAAAAAAUAAAAAAUAAAAAAACAAACGGCUUUCUGAAUUCACUAUAUUUGUAGGUAUUAUAUAGGUGCCGAAAUACUAUCUAUUACGUUCGUUAGAACGCGGUUUUAUUACAUAUACAAUAGGUAUAUUAUGAAAGUAUAUUAUACUGCAGUCACUUAAAAUCCGCUUAAGUUACUGAAUUUUAUCAUAUAGGUAUAGUGAAUUAUUUUUUUUUAAAUUUAGACUAGGUUUUUAUAAUAUAUGUUUACGACACGAUGACCUCGGCAGAAAAACUAGUUUAACUAGAUAUGCACCUGCUAAUAAUAUGAAUACCGUCUUUAUUCUAAUAUACUACCGUGUAGGUCCAACGUGUUCUACCCAUUACACAUCAUAUUUGUAUGUUAAACAACGCAGAUAAGACCCAGAUAAAAACGUCUUUAUUUUUACACUGGUGUUAUAAUAACAUAAUUUCUAUAAUUCUGUAAAUAUUUUACUAUUUUUUCCAGUAUUUCGAAUUAUAAUUAAGCAAAUCUGAAACUAAUAAUACACCUACAGUAGUAAACACUCUAAAGGUCGCUGUGUGGGUUUCUUCGUGUGCGUCUAAUGAGAUUUUGUUUAUUUUGAACGCUGGAUAGCGGCUAUAAGAAGGUUAUAAUGAUUUAAUUUCGGUAAGAAUUUUUGUAUAAAAACGUAUAUUUCAUUGGCUUCAUUUGAAAAUUACGAUUUUUCUUUUUAUGCCAAUAUGUGUUUAUCAUGUAAUUCCACGGAUGGAUUCAUUAGCGUGGAUUCGUACAAAUAGAAAAAAAAAGCUGUCCUUGGAUAAUGGGUGUUGCCAUUGUUGUAGGUGUGAAGUUAGGGAGGUAAGAUACAGAAGGGAAUUUAAUGUAUAUCUGUAAGCGACGAUUAACCAUUGCUAACGAAAAACGAUUCUGAGCGGAGUUCAGUUGAUAGUGAUGCUUUGUCAAUAAUAUAUAUGUCAUAUUAUGAUAAAAUAAUUAAAAAAGCAUUAUAUAUAUUUUCUUUAAUAAUAUUUGUUUGAUAAAGUACUGAUUUUCCUCGUUUUCCCUAUGUUUUUCACGGUUUUUCACAUUUGCUGGAAGGACUCUUGGAAAAAUCGAAAAAUAACCUCUUUAAAGUACCUGUCCAGUCAGAUUUCUUUUUAAAAAAAGUGUUAUAGUGAAUCGGAGCGAAAUUCCUGGUAGAAAAGUUGUCCACAGAAAACAAAAAUCAUAAUAUUUUACUAAUAUGUUUCGUACAUUUUCCCGUUUUUCUCAGUUUUUUUUGUUGGUUUUUCCAAAUUUUUUGAGAAAACUCUUGGGAAAUCGAAAAAUGGCCUCCCUAAAGUACCACCCUAAGAAAAUUUCCUUUCAGAAAAAGAUCUGUGUUGCACCAGAUCAGGGGUCGGCAACCUGCGGCUCGCGAGCCACAUGCGGCUCUUUCUGUCUAAAGUUGCGGCUCUCCAGCUGCACACACAAAAAUUAAUAUUUUAGUUCAAAAACAAUAUUUUAUAAUAUAAAAAAAAAAGUAUAUUAUUUUUGUUGCUUUUGGAAAUAUGAAAUAAUACAUCACAAAAAUAAUUUGACAGUGCCCGCAUGGAGUACAGUCUAUAGUUGUAAAAUGUUUAUUAUAGAGUCUAAUAUAAUCGCGACGCUACCUACAACUAAUUGGUCAUACGCCGUCACGCCAAGAUAUGCAAAGCCAAUGCUCCCGUUGGUGUAUUCCCCUAUUAUUAAAAACUGUUUUUUUUUUUUUUUUUUUUUAUCAUAAAUUUAUUAUAUUAUUAUAAUUAAUUUCAUUAUUAUUAUGUCUAUUAAAAUUUAAAAAUAAAAUUAUAUUUAAAUACUUAAGAAAAUUUUUAGUGGCUCUUUAAAAUCUGGAAAAUUUUGUACAUUGUAACUUUUGGCUCUUCCGUCAAAAAAGGUUGCCGACCCCUGCACCAGAUGAUUCAUUUAAGUGAGUACACUCAUUAUCUCGGAAAGUAUUUAAUUUCCCAAAAUUUGUUUUAUAAAACAUUUAAAAAACAAGCUGCUCUAUAAUUUGAUAUUUAUGUUAAUUUUUGUCACCCUUAUUUUUGGGGGGUGAAACCACUACCUACUUUUAAUUUUCAAAUGGCAACCUAUAUUUAAAAGUCCAUAAAUAGAUGGAAUAUUAGUUAAAAUAAAUUUUAGCGUUGAAAUUUUUGAUUUCUGUCGAAUAUUUGACGAGAUAUUCCACUUUUAAAUUUGGGUUCGAGGAGAGUAGCGGAAUAUUAUUUGUGUGGCGGUACGACGCGCGGCGUGUUAAUAAUGCACCACUACUCUCCUCCAACCGGAAAUUAAAAAUGGAAUAUCUCGUCAACGGAUCAACGAAAAUGUCAACACUACAAUUUAUUUUAACAAAUACUCGAUAUAUUUAUGGCCUUUUUACUAUAGGUUGCCGUUUGAAAAUCAAAAGUAGGUAUAGGUAGUGGUUUUAGCCCCAAAAUUAAGGGUGACGAAAAUAAACAAAAAUAAAAAAUUGUAGAGCAGCUUGUUUCUAAAAUGUUUUAUAAAACUAAUUCCGAAAAAAUUAAAUACUUUCCGAGAUAAUGAGUGUACCACUUCUAAGUAAGAUUUCUGGUAGAAUUUUUGUACACAGUGUAAAAAAAAAUGUUAAAAAAAAUAUCUUUGUAUGGCCAAUACAUUAUUCGCUACACUCAGAAUCUAAAAUAUAAGUGAAAAUAAAUUUUUAAUAUUGAGUGUAUAGUAUUGUACAAUUCGCUGUCAAAAACUUAAUAUCAGAAAUUUUUCGUAUUGAAAAUUGUCGCGCGAAAAAUCGACGUGAUAUCGAAACCACUAAAUGCGAUUUGGUUCUGAAAUAACAACGUACAUAAUAUAAUUAUUAUAGUGAAAAUUUCGCGAGUAAACGAAAUUUCAGUCAAAAUGUUAUUAAUGUUGGCGAUGAAAACGUAUUCGAUUUCCAUCGACUAUAAUAUACAGGCUGUACCACGAAGAUAUACCCCUUAAAUAUCUCCGGAGAUAAUAGAAAUAAACAAAUUCUGACUUUUUUUAUAUUAAUCACGGAAAAUAGGAUUAUAUAUAUUUAUAUUUAAAUUCAUUUUUAUUUUUAUUAAAAAAAUAACUUUUUAUUUUAUUGUUUUCGGAAAAUUUAAAGAUAGCCAUUCCAUAAAGAUUAUUUUUCUGAAUGUUUUAUCGUAUCACAACGUUUAAACCCGAUGAAUAGUUUCUAAGUAACGGCCAUUUUGAAUUCUACUAAUCCGUGUGAAAACCGAUGUUAUCGCGUAACACGGUUAGGUUUUUUCCUAGAUAACAUCAGUUUUCACGGGGAUUUGGUAGAAUUCAAAAUGGCUGUUACUUAGAAACUAUUCAUCGGAUUUAAAUGUGUGAUACAAUAACAUUUUCAGAAAAAAAAAAAAAACAAAAAUGUAUCCGAAUAUAAAUAUUCGUAAUCCUCUUCCCCGUGAGCGAUAUAUAUAUAAAAAAAAAAAAAAACAAAAACAAACAGGAUUAGCAUUAUUAUCUCCGGAGAUGUUCAAGGGGUGUACAUCUCCGUGGGACACGGCCUGUAUGUACUACACGUAAAUCCGUUUGCCAAUGACAAUAUCGCGCCGACGGUAAUUUAUCAUCCGUAGUGAGUCUAUAUUAUUUUAUACAGUGGCUGAAUAGCAUUUUUGUGGACGAGAAGGUAUCGGUACAAUAGAGGCGGUGAAGGUCGAACACCGGUGUAGAUGGUACACGGAUGGUCUCGUGUCACCCGGGCGUCACUGUUGCAAUUGUUACACUCCGGUGUUAUUGUAGACGCGUUGCAGCGGGCUUAACCACACCAAAAACAAAACAAACGACGAUAAAAUAAAUUUAAUUUAACGCAUCUUCCCGUUUUCGCCCGUAUCCCUGUCACAGUCAACUUUUACUACCCGAUAAUUUAUCUUUUUAAAAAUGGUACUUCUUUGUCCGUGGUAAUAAAAUAAAAUUAUAAUAACAAUUUUUUUUUUAUCCAUACUAAUCAACAAAAUAAAAAAAAAAAAUUAAUUUUCGUUACCAAAGUACCGAAAUCCCGUGUCAGUCACUCUGUUUAGGGGUUUAAUUUCAAGGUACAAAGUAAACGGCGAUUUUUCUAUUAUUUUGAAUACCAAGUAUGUAAAGGUUCGCCAAGACCUAAAUAAAACUACACACGUAUAUUGACAGAAUUUUAAUUUUAAACAUACGAUAAAUACGUCUUCGGAUAACGACAAAAUUUAUUCGAAUUGGCAGGAUUUCAUAUUUUUUUCUUUAAAAAUAUCAUAAUUACCUAUACGAAACCCCUUGUAAAAACUGGAAGUCGGAUUGGAUGACUUCCCUCCGCCGAAUUGACCCGUUACGAAAAUUUUACAUUUAGUUUUUUUUAUGUAUUUUAAUGUUCAUUUGAAACCUUGGUUAUACGAUAAUAGUAGUUCGGUUUUUAUUUUUAUUUUUUUUUUAUGAACCUUGAUUUUUUUUUAAAAAUGAACCUUGAUUUUAAAAAAUAAUUUAUAACACUAACGACCACGGUUAUCACGAAGUGAUUAUCUACUUCGUGAUAACAUUAUUUUUAUUCUAUGUUACUAUAUAGCAUUUCCGAAAUUCGUUUUACACAUCGUGAUUUUGGGACGGUCGGCUAAAACCUUUUGUUCACUCCUAGUUUUCCUAAGUUAUGUCAUUUAUUUUUGUUUUUUUUUUUGUUUUUUACGCAUACUUAUGCAUAUGAUAUAUUCGGCUAAAAAUAAUAGGAUCGAUUGAAACAGCGAUGAUGAGUUCAUAAUUAAUAAGAUAAUUAUAGCAGCAUUGACUGUGGCAAUGAUAAUACGGAACGAAUAAAAAACUUUAGUUCGCCAAGCCAUUUCGCUGCUGCAGGUUUGCGCAAUCGGGCUAACCCUCCUUCGAACUUUGUGUUAGGGUAUGACGGGAUUGUGUAGGUGAUGGAUUGUGAUGUAUUAUACUUAAUGUACAUCGGUGUAAUAUUAUUUAAUGUGAUUUCGUGUUAAAAAAAAAUAUCAAAAGUCAAAAUGUACCCAAUAUCCUCAUUACUUUAAAUUACUUUACUUUAGAUUAUUUUUAUAGCGUUUGUAUAGAUUGAUUUUUUACAUUAAUUUUAUUUUGAGUGUUUUAAAAUUGUUAUUAUUUUUUAUGCAAUUGGGGAAGAAGAAAAAGACCAAAAAUGAGAUUGUUAUUAGGUACGAUCGUGGGAAUGGUACGAGGAAUACUAGGUUGUGCGUAGACGUGGGAGGUCGUGUCUGCGGGUAUUAGAUGGAGACGAUCAAUAAGGUAAAGGCCGACCACGAAUAGGCGAAAAGAAUAAAUGUAUUUUAUGCAUUUUAGAUUCGAUACGGAGCGAGGGAUCUAUAGGUUUUACUAUGAUGUGUAUUUUUACUGGUAUUUUUUAUAAUCUGUCUGUAAACGACUUUUCAAAUAGAAAACUCGCUCGAAAAAUGACGAGAGACUUUUUUGUAGCGUCUUGGAUCUAGUUGAUGUAUUAACAAGGUCGUUUUUCGAUUUUCCAAAGGGUUUCCAAAAUAAUUUGGAAAAACCGGACACAAAGUUAUGGGCGAAACGGCAACAUUUACAGCGCGCCGCGAGGUUACCGAUUGCGUAAUUUGUACGCAUUAUAGACGUGUUAAACCGUAAAUAUUGCUUUAUUCAAAAAAUGCAACAAGACUUUUUUGUUGGAUUUCGGAUCUUGUUGGUGAGUUAGACAGUCUUUUAUUUAUUUUCCGUAUAGUUUGCUAAAUAAAUGAGCAAAACCCGGGAAAAGACGUAGAACGAACGGGAACGUUUACGUCUUUAACCCAUUUCAAGUUUGAUAAAAAAAAAAAAAAAUAUAUCAUCUGUAUACAAAAUAUGUAUUAUUAUAACGUAUACUCUUAAUUUUCAACGUCAUCGCCAUGGGUCUAAUGACCCAUGUUUGCGUAAUAAAUUAUUAUAAUUUUUUUGGAUACGACCAGAGUGAGUCACUGUAAAUUUUAAUAUUAAUAUCAUACUUAUACGAUCCGAGAAUUUGUACGGGUUAGGGAAAAUCGUGUCUCCACUCGUAACCAGUAAACGAGAACUCGUAUAUAGGUUGUGCACUAUGUAGGUUAGGUUACCGAAUAAAAGUAAUCGAACAACAAUACGAUGAAUAUAUUAUUUGAAUACAUUGCUGAAACGUUACUAGUCAUACAUUUUUAAUAGUCGUCUUUAAACUUUGAGUCAACAAUAAGCGCAACAAAUAACUAUUUUUACCCAGAAAUUAUGUAUGUACAGUAUGUUAUUAUAAUAUGUUUCAAUAAAUUGUUCUUAAAUUAAACUCGUUUUCAAAAUUUUCUUAUACUACACAGUCAUUAUCAAUUAUUAUCUACCCAAACGUUUUAAAUAAUUGACUCGUGACGUUUCUACGAUUAUCGAAUUAUUUGUGAAUCACAAAAUAAAAUGAUUGAUACAAAUUCUGAGAACUUAAUAAUGGGUUCACAAUGACGCGUUUCCCUUUCUGCCUGUAAACGACUUUUCGACCAAAAACCUCGAUCGAAAAAUGACAAGAUACCUUUUUUUAUUGAAUUUCGGAUCAAGUUGAUGAAUUAAAGAGGCCCGUUUUUGAGGGGCUUUGAAAAUAAUUAGAAAUAUACGAAUAGGCAUUUUACAUAUUCUAGUUUUUUUUUUUUAGCAUACCUAGGUCUUAUUUGGACAAAAUAGUUGAAACAGAAAUGCUUGAAAACGUAUUAUAAAAUUUAUUAUAAAUUGUACAAAGUGGUGAAGUAAAAAGUAGAGCGUAAUGUAGUAGUUUUCUACAUAAUCGGUUCGUAUCAAAUUUUUACCAGAAUCGUAAAAAUAACGGCCUUUUUAAACAUGUGUAACUGAACAUCGUUCAGAUUCGUUUUUCUUUAGCAAUGAUUUAUCGUUAGGUACAGAUAUACCAUAAACUAAAUAACUUUAUGUACCUUACCAUCCCAACUUCCCACCUACAACCAUAGUGCAACCAUCAGCAGUUGAGCACUAUCAAUUCCUUUUGUUUUGACUGUGAACAAGUAUUCGAAAAUUGUUGCAAUCAUCCACUUCAGCAGCGGUUUGAUAGCGAAUUUGAUCUAGAUGGUACAUUACAGAAGUUAUUUUCGAUUUUCGUUUAGUCUUCUUUAUAAUGGCAAAAAAAUCGGGAAAAACUUCGAAAAACAGAUAUAUAUAUAUUACCUAUUGCAUAAAUAUUCCCGUCAUUUUUAGAGCAUAGGGCCCUCCAAAUAUCAGUACUUUCUUGGCAUGGUAUAAUUUCCAAAUUAUUCUGGCCUUUCCUGAAUCGCCUUUUUUAAGGUAUUUCAAAUUUGCCGAGCUUUUAUUGUUGUUUGUGAAUAUUUUCGAAAAUUUGAGAUUUAUCAUAAAUUGUUAUGAUAAACUAAUACAAACAUCGAAAAUCUGUAGUCAUUAUAUUAUUAUAAUUAUUUUUUUUUAUAAGCAUUAGAAAUUCAAAAUUUGAUGAAAACCUAACCGAACUCUGCAUUUCAGAUUCGAUUUUCGUUCGCAAUGAUUUAUCGUUGCAUUAUACUUUCCCAAUUUCUCACAUAAAACAAUGUAACAAGCAGUAUAAUAUAAUAUAAUCUUAUAUUGUUUUUUUCUCUAGUUUAAAUACAACUCUCUCCUAUAUGUAAUUAUAAGAUAUAUAUUAAUAUGAUAAUAUCGUGUCACGGACAAAAGUCUACUCGGUGAGGCUGUAAUAUUUACGAUUUUCGUUAAAAUUUGAUAACAAAAUUUGUAUAAAAAAAAAAAUUCUAUAUUGUACUUAAUUGUUUUUCUUGACCACAAAGUACGACUUAUAAUAUGAACCUUAUAUUAAAUUUUGAUGCAUUUCGUUUUAGUCUAACAAUUUUAUUCACAGCUAAUACCCACGAAAAAAAAUUACGUAAAAACUCGCAAAAUAAAAUGUCUAUAAAUAACAUAAAUAGAAAUUUUUUGACAAUUUUACCCUGUCAAGAAAAGACAAAUACAAGUUUUUGUUCUAAUUCCAAAUCUCCACGAAUAUUUUCAAUUGUAAUAAAACAAAAAAAAAACAAAAAAAUUAAAAAUAAUAUAUUUCGUAAAUUUUUCCAUUUCUCCUACGUUUUUUCCCAAUUAUUACGAAACUCGUUUGAAAAAUCAAAACAUAACUACCUUAGAGUACCACCCAAAUAAAAUUUCCUUUUAAAAAUGAUACUACGCUUGAUAUAAUCAAAGCAAGAUGUCUGGUAGAAAAGUUGUUUACAGAUAAAAAAAAAAACAUCAAUUGAAAAACCAAUACAUUUCUCGAUUCGCUCAGAAUCUAAACACAAAAACGAGAACCAAAAUCGUAAGACUGCGAAAACUUCCGUCGGAAAGUUUCUGUACGCGUGAAAAACACAUCUAGACGAAUAUCAUGCGUACAUAUAAUGUGUUAAAAAAACUGCACAAACUCACACACGCACACACGCAUACACACGCGCACACACACACACACACACACACACACACACACGCACAAAACAAACGUACACGGCCGAACACGCGACGGGUUUAGUUUUCUCAUUUACCGACGGUGGUUACGGUCAUAGUAACGCCAGUGUAGUUGUACCGCACUCGGACACUCGGUCGUACUUUCCCACCGUAUGCGGUUUGCCGGCGAAGAAUACAAUUUCAAAUAAUAAUAUUACAGCCGUAGUUAUUCCGGUUAAUUAUAAGCGUUCUUUUGUUUUUCUUCUCGAGGUGACUUUUGAAUCGAUUUAUUCGAUAUGGCCAAAAACAAAGGUAAGUCACGCGAUGCGCGCACAAUAAUAUUAUAAUAAUUUUUAAAUACCUCGACGUAUGCUUGUGUACAUGAUGUCGUGUUUUACCAUUAGGUAAAUUAUUGUCUUGACGGUUAUCUACGUAUAAAUCAUUUCUUUUUUAAUCUUUCAUCGUGUCUAGAUAAAUGAGAAAUAAGUUAUUUGUGCCGCGGCAAAGAGAUACAUCUGAGAGAGAAAUAAUCGAAUCGUCUAGAUCGAUUUAUACAUAGAUAAAUCGUUUUAAAUCGUAAUUUAUCUAUUCAUUUGAAAUAAUAAGUAUAACAUACAUUUAGCCAUUCGUAUUAGUAUGACUUGAGUAUUAUAACUAUUGAUUUACACAUCACGCAGCAUCUUUUAUAUCUAAACGUGACACGUGUACUUCAAAUCCGACGCGUUUUUACUUACUACUACUGUCUUUAUCUAGAUAACUAAAUCUUUAUGUAUCUUUUAUCUGCAUCGAGAUAUAUAUUUUAGUAAUUCCUCGUUAUCUUUAUCUAGACAGUAUAAAUGUAUCUUUGUACAAGGCUACAGUCAUACAUAAUAAUGUUACGUCGAAAUUUAUUUCGGUUUCCCCCGUCAAAAUAAUCGACGGGUGCGAUUUUUCGCCGUUUUAAGAUUUGAAAUUUCGCAAUAUUUUCGAAUUUUUCGCCAGCUUUACGUAAAAUAGUAAUGUGAGUUGAACCCAACCUCUUACAUUCUAUAUGUUUGGGAAAUAUAAGUGCGUCUAUGUAGAGCAACGUUUACCGAACUUUUUUCCUAAAUCCACGCCCCUUUUACAAACGUUUUAAACGGGACUUUAAUUUUUUCGGAUUAUAAUAUUACUCAUGGAAAAUAUCGUAAUUUGAUCUAGUAUUUUUUUCUUAAUUCUUUGUAUUUUAUUCGAUAGGAAUCUGACGCUUACGUAAAGAUUUUGGCUCUCCCCCUCCCAUCCCAUAUUGGAAACCACUGUCAGGACGUGUCACAGAGUCGCUCAAAUUCGUAUGCUUCGUCUAAUACGGUUUCGUUAUCGCUUUGUUCUAAACGAAUAGUAUUCGAACAGACACUUUUGUGGAAUAUGUCAAUAUUAUGACUGUCAAGUGCCGAUAAAACAUGUAUUAUUUUGUUUACUUUUUCAAUUGGAUUUUUACGGUUACGAACUAGGCAAAUAGAGAUAAGACAAAAAUAGAAAUACACAUAAUAAAAUGCCGUGAUACAUCCGCGCAUUGUUACGUUUGUGGUUAUAUAUUGUUAUCGCGUUAGUCGUGCAUUUUUGAUAUUCCAACUAGUACAUAAACAAUAACAGUAUGAGUAACACUAUAUUCUUGUAAUAUUACGAGCUCACUAAAAAAAUAAUAAUAAUAAUAAUAAAAACACAUUUUUUAAGCCAUUCAUAAGUUAUUUAUCACUUUAUAUUCGAUUCAAUUGUGUGCACGAAAUGCUGUCGAUUAACUAUCUAACGUUAGAAAUUGCAAAUUAUUUAAUAAUUCCAAAAAUGACGGCUCGUGAUGGAUGCGCAACCAUAAACGAAACGUGGCGGUAUAUUUUCAACUUAGCCACAUCUACACGGAUUUUUUUCGUUAGAACUGCUUAUUGAAUCGUAAAAAAUGUUCGAAAUAAUUGUAUGAUAUUUUAAACCGGUUUAUAGAAACAUAUUUCAACAAAUGGUAAACAAAUGUAAAUCGGUACAUUUCGAGUAGUAUUUUAUUAUUUUUUUUUUUUUAACGUCCGAGAAACGUUUCACUCGUAAUAUAAUAUAUGAGGUACCUACUCAAAACAAUUACACGUUUAUCAAUGCUAUAACAUACAGUACUUAUCAACUGAUAUAACUUAACAUCUUUCGAGUGACGAAAAAAAAAAAAAACUAACGUCUAUCCAUAGGAUGCUAAGUCCAUACUUCAAUUGUUGUUUUCUUUAAAUAGGCUAACGACCCAGACCUUGGAAGGUCACGUUGCGCGAUUACGAACCUAUAAAAACUACGUCCUCCGUGUUAUUAAACGAUAACUUUGCGUAGGACUACAAUCGUAAUAAAAUGAACACUGCAAAUAAUAAUGUAUUAUAAUCAAUAGUAAUACAAUAAUAAUAAAAUACCUGCCGACUAUUAUGAAAAUAAUUUGUUUGAAAAUAAUCGUACGAUAUAUGUAUUAUUAUUAGUAUUCGUACCGCAUACAGGGUGAUUCAUUAAGCUCAUCCCAUUUUUUCGGUUAAAUUUUGCGUACGUUCAAAUUCUGAUUUUUGGUAUUUUUAAAUGUUAUUAAAGCCAAUAUUUUCGAAUGCUUAGAUUUUCCACGACAUUUAAGUAGUAUCCUGUGGCAAUACCAACUUUGGUUUUUCAAUUGAGAACCUACAUUAAAAUUCCAGAAAUAUAUCGAGUAUUACUUUCAAUAAAUUUUGGUGUCGACACUUUUGAUUUCCUUCAAUCCGUUGACGAGAUAUUUCGCUUUUAAGUUUGGGUUGGAGGAGUGUAUAUUGUGGAGUAUCAUUAGCGUGGAGGCAUGGCGCGCGGCGUUUUAUUAGUGUACUACUACUCUCUCCCCCUUCUUAAAUGUUGUGAAAACUCUAAGUAUUCUCAAUAUCGGCUUUAUCUACACUUAAAAAUUCCAAAGUCAGAGUUUGAAUAUUUGCGAAAUUUAACCAAAAAAAUGGGGUGAGCCCGCUUAAUGAAUAACUCUGCAUAAUGGUAUGCGAAUUGUCCUGCAAUUUAUAACUGUACGCGUGACUACCGAUGUCAAACACUUGUGUCGGCUUUCGAUCAAUUUGCAUAGAUCGUUUUACGUACACCCAGUGCUCGAAUUAUUGGGAAAAUAAAAAGAGAGGGACUGUAUGAAUUAAAAACGUUUAAAAAAAAUAGUGUCCCUUGUAGCUUGCAAUUAUUUAACUCAAACUAACACGUAAGUGUUUCCUUUUUUUUUGGUAAACAACUUUUAUACCAGAAAUCUUACUUCAUUCAAAAACUUUACAGGGACUUUUUUUGUAGAGUUUAUGAUCUUAUUCAUUCAUUAAGGGGGCCGUUUUUUUGUUUUCCUUGUAGUUUUCUUAUUACCAGUUUUAUCAAAUUGUUCAAAACGAUUUUAUAAUAAUUAUAUAGAUGACAAUCGACCAAACUAAGUAUACUUGCUUACAUUCUGUAUAUUGUUACCGAAUCCCAAGGGCAAGCCCGAAAACAAAAUAUUCGGUAAUAUCAGGUGCGUCCACGAGGACGUCCCGUUCGCCGUACGAUAUCAUAUGAGUAUUAUGUUCCAUAUUUUCAUAUCAUAAAAUAUCGACUUUCCAUAUUCUCAAGUCCUAAGUGGUAUUGACUCGGGGUGGUGACACCCCUGGGUAAUUCGCUGUAAAUGUAAAUCGUUUUGUGGCAUUGUUGAUAUUACAUUGGACACAAAUGGAACUCGUCAUUUUUCGUGGAAACAGAAGAUAGUAUCCGUCAUUUACUUAAAAUUAUAUACUUUACAUAGAAAAGUCAUGAAAAAAAAAGAAAAAAAAUACUAUAGGAGUAAUAAUCAAUUCGCAAUAGGGUUAAAAUUACGUAUUUUUAAUUAAUAAUUUUGAAACUUGUCCGUGUAACCGUAUUGUAUAAUUAUAGUAAUAACCGAAUUGUUCAACUCAAUAACAGAAAUACAAUUUAAACUAAAAAUAAAACGGUGGUGUACUUGUGAGGGGGGGAGGCGAGAAGCCCAUUUUCUCCCUCCUCCGUAGGCCGUUUAAUUAAAUGAGCACAUUGUUAUUUGUUUUUGUUGUUUUUACAAUUAUUAGUUAAUAAUAAUAACUAAUUAAUAAUUAAUAAUUAUAUUAACUUGGUCAAAUUCACAGAUGUUAAAAUAUUUCUGUUAUCUAUAAUGGUCGUACCGGGUGAAGGUUUCGGAUGUUAUCAUUUCGUUUUGGCGGUUCAACCGUCGUCUCUUAUCGUUGAUUUCCAGUUACAAAAUAAAUGUGCCAGGACCGCCGGCUUAUGUGGGCUUACGCUGUUGCAUAUUUACUAGUGUAUGAUGUCAUUGAAUGAUUCUCCCUUAUGAUAACCCGGAUGUUAGACUUUGUACUAUAAAAUGUAAACCGCGCAUUAGUAAUAUUAAUAUUGUGUUUGAUUAAAUACAAAUAUCUUAUUGUAUGUAUUAAAAUGUUAUAUUUUACAAACAUUAAAAGUGCCCAAUUCCCGUGUCUAUUAAAACGUUUUUUGUAGCCGUGACAUUACUUUUCGGAGAAAUUUUCUUUUUUAGAGCGGGUGAAACUAUAUUAUUAAAGGUCAUUGCAGUUGCGUUUUUGAUUUACCUAGUUGGCGAAUAAGAAAGUCGUUUAUUUUUUUUUUUUAUUAUUAUUUUAAUUAUUUAUAAAACCCGGUGAGAUACAUUGAAUUCCCUUUUAUAUGCUACCUUCCAAACUUUUCACCAACGACAAUGGCCCACCUAUCGUGCGAAGCACGUCCGUUUAUUUUUUUAUUUUUAUUACCUAUUGAAAACGUAUUCCAUAUUAAUGUGUAUUUCUAUAACACACGACACACAAACACACUAACUGAUUAUUACUGACACACGGACGAUUGACGAAUAACAACUAAUAAUUUUAAAACAAAUCAUUGUCAAAUCAUUAUAAUUAUUGAUGCACGUUCGCUUUAACCAUCCAAAGGGCUUUCGCUAUUUUUAUUAUUAAUUUUGUUUCGCUAUUUUUACGGGAUACUGUUCCAUGCCUAGUACAAUUAUUGUGUUUACCUGUAGAAACCGAAAUAAAUUUAAUAUCUCGAUUUUUACACAGUCUACGGGACAUUCUUUUUUUCAAAUUUUUCAAUUUCCAUUAUUUUGAAACCUAUUAUUUUUUUUUUUUUUUUUUUUUUUUAAUAUUGGCUACUACGAAAGUAUAUUUAAAUUAACAAUAAUGUUACGAGUAACAUAUAGUUCCACGACAACCAAAACAACAAUCGUACUUAGCUGUGCUAGGAACUAGAAACUGUUAUAUACGGACGGAUUAUGGCGCUCAAACUAUAUUUGUAUAUGGUGUAGCAGAAUUUGAAAUUCAAAACCACCAUCCAACUCGAAAAGUUUUACCCAUAUAAAUAUAUACUUUUCAACUCCUGCAAUAUCCAUUCCAUCCGACUAUCCUAAAUCUCAAUUACCGGGACACAUCAACCCUCAUCCAAAAUAUGAUAUUGUGCAGCAACAAGCUGCAUUCUAAGUAUAGGUACUGUAUAGUUUGGGUCCGUUCUACUUCGAACGGACACAACAGGAAUAUAAAGUGUUCCAAUUUAUGUUUAGAAACGGCGGCACGGCGGCCACCGGGAUGGGUAAUAAUCCGUGGUAACCGUUUUCGAUAAUGACACAGUGGCUACCACAGCUAUGGCUGUCAGGUUUUUUUGGUCGGAAUUAUAAUUACGGAUUUGCGCGUUUUUUUGAAAUUUGUGUUCCAGAUAUCGACUUUUAAAAUUGGUUAAUUCGACAUAGUGAGUCUAAUCAAAAAUUAAAAUACAUAUGAACGGUUUUCAUCGUAAUAAUGACGAGAAAUUUACUAAUAGUUAAGAUAACCAGUAGAGUUGUGGCCAAGCUACGGUCGGCCGUUUUAUUUUUGGAUUUUUUUAAAGCGUCCAUCCCCCCCCGCUUUUAGAAACCGUCAAGGUCACGCUUAUAUGAGUUUUGAAUUUGUGUGCGCGUGAUUAGAAACGCAAAUGCGUGAAACAGAUCUAGAUAAUUCUAUGAAGUAAGUACCUAUGUAUGUAAAUUCUCGGCUUUGAUUACCUAAGCUAUUUAUAAUACGUCCAUAAAUAUUCCCCGUGCGUUUUUCGGCGAUAUAAUACAAUAAUAAUAUAAACGCAGCUAUAUACUGUAACGAAGACGAUAAAUCCGUAUUUUUACGAGUGCCUAGUAGACGAAACAUUUUAAUCAACUAUGAACUGUACGCGUUUAAAUUGCAAAUAAAAUUUAAUUCAAGCUACCGAUGCCCGAAACUUCGCCAGCAAAAAAAAAAAUAUACAAAUAUAUUUAAAUAGGUACACCGAUUCUUCGUGAUUGUACUCAAUAUGUUUUUCUAUAGAACAGUCACGGCUAUAUUAUAAAAUAUUGCGAUAAUUUGAUGAAAUCGAUUAAUAAACUUUACAUUUGAACGUUGCGUUUUAUUCUUAAAGUUAGAACAGACCGCGGGCGGAACGCUAUUUUUAUUUAUUUUUUUUUUUUUUGAGAACAUUAAAUAAUUAUACUUUCAACAUACAUAAUAUAAUUAUUAUAAAAGUUUGGCGAAUCGUUUCGCGAUACACGCAAUUGUUUUUCAUUAUUGCAAAUGUGCACGAUCUUUUUGAGUCUGUAUCCUCAUUGCUAUUGGAUACUAUUUAUUUAUUUGAAUUUAACGGGUUUCACAAACUAAUUACAUGUAUAAUAAUAGAUUUACAGUUAUUAAGUAACGUUUAGUAAAGGCACAGUGUAUAUAAAAUAGAUAAUAAGUGAAUUAUAAAAUUAGAUAAACUUACAGUUUACAAGGAUAAUGAACAAUGUUUGAUAACAUGAUCGAAAUAGUAACAGUAAAUGGUGCUUAAAAGAAGACAACUGAUGUGAGAAAAAGUCAAUCUUAUGUUUAUUUGAAAAAUACAUAAUUCUGGAAAUCGGACAACGAACAAAUUGUUUGUUGAGCGGGAAUAUAAAGGGUAACAUUUGAUCUAGUAAUACGCCACGUCAGACGACAAAACGUCAGACGGCCGAGAAAAUCGGGAAAGUUAAAUAGUAUUGUGAAGAAUAUUAUACAAAAAGCAUAGGUCAAUUCUACGUAAUUCAAACGAAUCCAAACGAAGAAGAUCCAAAAUAGGAGCGUAAUGCAUAUAGAGAAUGGCGACUACAAUAUAAUACUACGAUGUCAACCGUCAACUCAAAUUUUUGGCACGAAAACUCAAAAAAUUAAAUUAAAAUUAUUACUAUUUCGAAUCGGCAAUAACAUUGUUCCAAACACUGCGAUAAUAGUGUCGAGCACCGUAUUGUUUUCAAUGUCUAAUCGUAUACAAUCGAAGGGAAUAUGAUAUGUAUAUAAUAGUGUUGUACCGGUUUUUCAAUUUCGCGAUGACGACGGGAACCGUUUGACGGCUCUCUAAGAAUGUGGCCGAGAUCAGCCCGGUGAAAAAAAAUUAUCAAUUGGAUACUAUUGAAGGUAAAAUACUGGACGCAGUUGGUUCCGGUUAGAAACGAUUUGAAUCCGUGCGUCUGUGUAGAGAAGUGUUGAGAAAGUGUUGCGCUGUUGAACAAUAUUUUAGUCGAAUAUGGGCUAUGAUAUCUUGGUAUAUACCCAGUGAUGUAGUCGUUCAUUUUUUAGCGAGUGUACACAGUGACGGAACUAGAACUUUGCACAGUUUAACUUUAACAGUUUGGAGUAAAAAAAAAAAAAGAAUAGAAAAAUAUCGCCGUCUGUUGCCAUACACCGUUGAAUCGUUGUGAUAACACGCAUCGACACACAACGUUUUGAUAACGAUUAAAAAUAAACAAGACACGAAUAAUAAUUAAAAAGUAUACGCGUUUCUGUGAGCGUAUAGCCGAGUUUCAAUAGUAAAAAAAGAUACGGACGAUGGAUGGACCGCUAUGGUAGAUGAGAAGUUGGGAAGGUAGGAUAUAGAUGGGAAUUUAAUGUAUACCCGUAUGCAAUGGUUAAUGUUCGGUAUAACGAAAAACGAUUCUGAGCGGAGGAGUUCGGUUGCACGUACGUUUUGAAAGGCCAUAAAAUGUACGAUUUGAUAAUAUUACACUUCGUACAUUUUCCCGUUUUCUCCUCCGGGGAUCCUAAACACCGUAGUUGUUGGCGUAUGAUGGUAAUAAUAACGUCGGCGUAUAUGGGUUCCCACCCGAUCCCACCUGUUGAGAAUAGCCGUAUCGGAUCGCCGGCCGGACGACUAUGAUAUUAGUAUAAUAACGCGAAACCCGUUCGCCUUUAGAAAGACGUUUAAAAAGUGCGGUCGGCAAUCAAAACGUUCGCGUCGCAUCCGGUUAUAUCAGCUAAGGUCACGUGCGUACGUAUCCAAUACUCGUUAUUAUCAUAUAUAUAUAUAUUAUAUAGCGGCACGUAAACGUAUCCUUUAAUUAAAAUGACUCGCGACGAGUGACGAUAAAACACUAAUCGUGUGAGACAUACUAUUGUUAUUAUUAUUACUCAUUUUAUAUUACGAACCUUGGGACAAAUUAUUUCGUAUUGUUUUAUUGAACCAACGAAACCAAACCGAGUACAUCGCAAGGCGGUGACGACUGUACGUACAUGGUAUAUACCUGUACGCGUUUUUGUUUUUGUUUUUUUUUUUUUUUUUCGUUUUCAUAUAGUGUCCGAAUAACUAUAACGUCUGGCGCGUAAAAGCAGAGGGGGCACCAUUGUAAUAUACCUACGUGUGAUAUAUCCCGGCAUACAGAGCGAUACGAGUGUUGCGUCGCGUUCUGUAACGUUUCGUUUCGUUUUUUGAAAGACUUCACCCGCGGUCUACGCUGCAGUGUGUUCGAAAAAAAAAAGAAGAUCUGCGAACGACCGGUUAGGAACUCUACGAACAAAUCAAGUAAAAAAAAAAAAAACGCCAACACCGACACCGUAUCCUCCGCGUACGACAAUAAUGUUAUUAUUUAUUACGUUACACGGUAACGCGAUAAUAUUUUCUAAUUUUUUUAUGAGGCGAUUCCUGGCGCGGGCACGUACACUCGAACGGUCGAGCGUCCGCGUCCUUGAUGAUGACGCGGCCGUCGACGGGCAUCUCUUUGUUCGGCCGGCGCGUGUGUCUUCAGCGGUUUUACAAUGUCCGUGGACGAAACCGUACACCGAAAUCAAAAACAAUCGCCGUCGGAUGACACGCGAGAAGACAGCAGUAAACGUCAAACAGUCGUAUCGAUACCCGCGGCGCUACAUGAAAACCGUUUAGCGGACGGCCGCGGCGGCGUUAUUGUUUUAGCAAUAGUAUUUUUCGGACGGUGCGCGAUGAUGAUAACGAAUACUAUUUUCGUUAUGAAAUGCAGCCGGUGCGCGGUAACGCGACGGCUGUGCAGUCGUUUUACUAUCGUUUUUCUUAUUGUACGUACACGUUUUUUUUUUUUUGUUUUGAAAACAAAAUGUGUGUAACGAGAAAAAUGCAACGUUUUUCGGUCCACUGCUCCCGUGGGGCUGGAAACUUGAAAUUUGAACCAUAGCAUCCUUAUUACGACGGUCUCGUGCAAAGUGUGAAUUCGAGAGUUCAUCCCCCGUACGUCCCUUCCAAUAAUUAUAAUCCGUUGUUUCCUUAAAUGGCCAAGUUUCGACAUCAACGAAAAACAUUUAAAAUCAUUACUAGUGUCUGUGCGUAUCUAAGAAGUUUGUUUCGCUUGAAUUAUAGACUGUAACCGUUUGUUCAUUACCAAGAGUGUGUGAGAUUUCAUUGAAAAAUAAACUGGUUGGAAAAACGAAAGCAAUGGCAUUUACAGAACGUUCUGAACAAUAUCGAAAUCGGAAAUGUAUAGGCCAUACGCCCAUACUAGUUGCGCCUCGUUAACUGUAAAAGCUAAACAAUAUUUUCAAAUGGAAACGAAAUCAUUUCAGAGUUAUAGAAAAUGUUAAACUGUUAAAAUGGCAAAAUGUACUGUCUUUUCCGAAUCGGCAAAAACACUUUUCGAAAAAUAUAUGACAUUGACUUUGAGAUUAUAUUCGGACAAAACGUGUAAAUAAAUAAAUCGCAUUGUUUUUCAAUGUGCACGGUUUUCAUUUCACUCGCCAUAAUUAAAAUCAAAACGUAAUCGUUUAUAAUAAACGUGGUUAUAAUUUUCGGUUUUUUUUUUUUUAUAGACCCGGAGCGUAGUCAGGUUUACAGAGGUUAUUGUUUUAUUUAACGGAAAAGACUUAGGAAAAAGGGGAAAAUGUACGUGCGUGUAAAAAAGAACCUUAUCGUUCCGAAUCGGUUUUCGUUAUCAAUGGUAUACAGAAAUGUAAAUUGAAUUACCAUUUACAUUAUAUAUACCCCCCCCCCCUAUCUACAACAGUGACCUACCUAUCGUGCGAAUUAUAUCAUACGUAAACAGCGGAGUCAAUAUGUCAAGGGCUCGCAUUUAGUUUGUCGUUUGCGUCGUCGCCGUCGUUAUUGUACAGAACGGAUAAUAUAUCAACACACCAACGGCGAACGGGUCGAGAAAAAAAAAACGUUUCGGAUUCCCUCCGUUUCGUAUAUUAUACCGGACACUCGAUUGCGAUUGUGUUUAACCUCGAGUCACCGCGAAAACCGCUGGGUCAUCCUAUCGCCUUCGUUGACAUAAUAUAAUAUUAUUAAACGCGCGCAAUUAUCGCCGAUAAUCUAUCGCAACGAAAAAAAAAAAAAAAAAAACACAGAUAUAUCUAUUACCUACGUUUAAUUUAAACGCGACUUGUUAACCUAAUUUUCUCUGUGAAGUCGGUUCGCACUGCUUACACCCGACGCCGUUUCGGUCUUUAUCGUCCCAUCAUCGUCAUUAUAACAUACGCGAUUUUAAUCGGAAUACACGUGAAAUCUCGGAUGACGCCCAUGUACGUUUGUGCAACUAAAGUUAUUCGCGGCGCGUUUCACAUUUUUCAUUUGCAGUGUGGACGUUAGUAAUUCCGUCAAGAAUUGGGUGUACUCCGCGGUAAUAACAGCCGUCAAAACAGAAAUAAUAUUUAAUCCAUUCAAGAAUAUAAUAUAGCGGUAGAACUCGGAAUAGAGCGAUUUUUUUUCCAGCUGAGGGUCAAUCUCGGUUAUUUUUUACGGUGCAAAAUCUAUUUCCAAUGUACCGAUUGAUCUAUAGUUUAGCGAUAAGAAUUCAGAAAGCAGAUUUGAAUUUGCGUCGAGUAUACUUGAAGUCUUGAAAUCGGCCUUCCUACAUUUUUUUAAUUUUAUUUCCCUAAAUCCUAAGAAAAAGCCAUAGCACAGAAGGAGUAGUUAAACAAAUGGAGAUUUAUACAUUUUUAGAGAAAUUAAAACGCGAAAUCAAAUAAAUUCUUUUGUUGCGUGUGUAUGAUAAGACAAAGGCGGAAAAUCACCGCUUCCAAUCCCCUUAACGGUUUCAAAUAUUGCGGGAAUGGAACCUCGGGUUAUCGGUGAAUUCGUCUCGACAUUUUUCUGUUCGGUGCGACCGAAAGCUGCUGUACGCAAAUACGCAAUGAUAAUAUCACUAUGUUUCGGGGCCUCGUCUCUCGUGUAUAAUAAUAUCACAGCUGGUAAGAAACGAAACACAAAAAAUAUUUUUCGACGGCGGGUCUAAUCGUCAUCCAGCCAGUCGGACCGGUUUCUAAAUUCUAUGCUGCAGCCCGACCACAGAAUUAAAUAAUAUGACAUGUAGGCCUACGUUGCACAUCGUUGACGAUGCAGUCGCUACAGUCGGCCGCAUUUAACGUAAUUUCGUCUAACACAUAUUAUAUAAGUGCCCGGCAUUCACGAGCAAAGUGUGUAUAGUAAACUCUUCAGCGAGAAACGAAAACACACACACACACACACACACACACAAAACACUGCACGCGAUACAAUCGGUGGUUCGAGUAAUAUAAAAGAAAUACCCGUGCUAUUGCGUACUUACAUAUUACUAUUAUAAUAAUUUUAACAACGCGCUAUAAUUUUCGUCUUUUUAAAUCAUUUUUCAAUCUAACACGUGUUUACGGAAAGCAAUGUAGGUUAAGUAUUUACCAUUUUUUUUGUCGCGUGAAAAGAAAGUAGGUGUACUACCGUCCGGUAUCAAAACGGUCAAAAGAUCGUAAUAAUAUUAUUAUCGACAAUGACUAAUAUUGUGAAGGCAACGGUUAUUCAAUAUUGUGUAUUGUAACAAAAACCCAGACAGUAGUACAUCCUUUAAGAUUGUUUUGAUAUUUUUUACGUUUUGAAUAUCUAUACAUGCUAGUAUAUAUAAUUGUUCAAAAAAAAAAAAAACAAUUCUGACCAUAUGUUAUCUACGUAUUGAUAAAUAACACAAAAUCUAGGUCUAUAUAAAUAUGUAUCUACAGAUAGCGUAUUAUUAUGGUAAACUAUACCAUAAUUAUUUCUCUGACAACAAUGUACUUGCGUGAUAAAUGUGAAAUAUUAAACAUUUUGUUUAAAUAAAAUAAAAAACCCCCGAAAAUGUCGAAAACCUCGAAAUGCUCGUGUAUACAAAUUUGUAUGCAUAAAAAUCCCGUCUCACGAUGUUUGUUUGCGGUAAUCCCGAAACGGCUUAACCGAUUUUUACGAAAUUAUUCGUAAAUGUUUACGGUUUGGUCCAACUUGAAAGAUAGAAUAGUUUUCAUCCCGAUAGGUGACCUUCAAUAUUUUUUAUCGCAAAUUUAGGGAAUUUUUUAGAACAAAGGUAUAUUUAUAUGUUUUAUGCAGGUACGUAUUGUAUCGUAUGUAAUAAUUUAAUCCCUGAGCUGUGCAGCUAUCAACCGUAACACGGAUGAAAAAAAAUGUAAAUGAGAAAAACCGGGAAAAAUAACUGAGGAAACCGUGUACAACCGAACUCUGCUAAGAAUCGUUUUUCGUUAGCAAAGAUUAAUCGUUGCGUACAGAUUUUGUUUUAUUCGAAACGCGGGUAUACGAUAUACGUUCAUCAAUACGCGAAUACUUAUAGUUUUUAUUCACGUACGUCUUGUUUGUUAUUAAUUAUUUACAAAACAUCGAGUAUCGAUGCGUGUGACCUUUUUCUUUAUUCGUCUUAAACUGCUGCUGAUAAUCACGGCUCGGAACUUAAUGUUCUCAAACAGCGUACUAAAUAUAUACAUGCAUUUAUGCGUUUAAAAAAGUACAAAUGCAGGCUUUAAAAAUAUUCACUCUUAAAUUGUAUUUUUUUACACAAAUUGUAUAUAAAGAUGUCCUCUAAGGAUUUCUUUUAAUGCAGGUAUACUUUUCCAGAAAUCAUUUUAAUUGAAGAUUGGUAAUUUUUUGAAGAAGUAUUUUUGCUGACAACAAAACUUUAUACAGAUCUUGCGAGAAUAAAUACUUUUUUCAGGGUAUUGAUUACUAGUUGUUGAACUUCAGUGUUUUUGUUCUAUUAAUUUGUCCUGAUAACUGCUCGUUUAUGUUUUUCAAUAUUAAUGUGUUGAGUCUUAAAACAUUGUUUGUCCCUGUUUACCUUCAUUUCACAUAACAGAUUACAAAAAAGAUUCUAUCGGUUUUAAAUAUAUCCGACCGUACUCCAACACGAUACUUUUCAAACGAUUUAUCGCGGAUUGUUUAAUUUUUGGCAAUGAAUAAAAAUAAUGUAAUCAAAACGAAACAAGAACAACACUAAAUUGCGAACGUAUUAGUCGGAACUAACACUUUUAUUUAUGAGUGUCUAAAAACCGGGAAAAAGCGUAGGAAAAAACGAGAAAGUAGAUACAAUAUUAAACGAAUAUUAUUAAAGAAAAUACAUAAUGCAUAUGUAAUUAUUUUACAACAACAUGACAUAUUUAUUGUUGACAAAGAAAAACUAUGAACCGAACAUUACUCUGAGAAUCGUUUUUCGUCAGCAAUGAGUUAAUCGUUGCCUACAGAUGUACAUUACCUUUCACCUGUACCUUUCCGACUUCUCACCUGCAAAAACGCCCAUCGUGCAAAGUGUGUCCAUUUUUUUUUUUAAUAAUCGGUUUAAGAUCAAAUAAAAUAUGUAAAAAUAAUGGCCUUUUUAAACAUGUAUAACAGCUGAAUAUCGGUCAGAGUCGUUCUUAUCGUUAGCAACGGUUUGUCGUUGCUUACGGAUAUUAAUUGAAUAAUUUUAUGCAUUCUAUAAACUUACCAACUUUCCACUUGCACCAGUAGUACACCCGUCCUCAGUGACACCUCUUCUUUUUUUUUUUAAUCGUUUUUAUCAUCGUGUAGAAACGAAAAGCAAAAAAUCGUACCAACAUUAGUUAUUUAUUGCGAAAGAUUUGUUAGACGCGGUACUAAUAAAUAAUUAUUAUUUUCAAUUUCUUCAUACGGAAAUAUCAAGUGGUUUAUUAUUAUUUUUCAAUGGGUUUCAUUAAUAAAUAUUUAUGGGUGAUUAUUGUAGUUAAAUUUUAUUAUUAUCGUUGCGCUUGCGCUAUAAGUCUAAGGUUAUUUUACAGUGGACAGUAAAAGAUUACAUGCAUUUUUUUAAACAAUUUUUAUUAGCUUGGUAAAUUAUAGGUAUAUGUAUAUAUUUUUUUAAUGGCCGUUUUUUAAAUUUAAUUGUAUUUUUGUCUGUAUACAGAAUGCGAAGUAUUUUUAUCGGAUUUGAAUGAAGUGCCUGUUAUCCAACUCGGAGAAUUCUUGCUCCGUUUGGAACUGGACGAUUGUCUGUCGCCGGAAUUGCAGGCCGUGGCCGUAAACGAACUGAGAGAAACGCCGGAACAACAGGAAAAAUCGAUAGCCGAACUGAAAGCUUUACUCGAGGGUAAGUAAACCGUGAAUCGGCACCACAAAACAGAAUAUUUAAAUCUUAGUUUUGUAUUAUUUUUCAUUUUUGUACUUCUAUUCUAAUUUCCCUGUAUACUGCGCGUUAAACGAAACGAGAAAAAAUGAAAAUUUAUGACAUAUCAUGUGGUAAAUUAAAAAACACAAAAUAAUAGUUUUAGUCGUAUAAUUAUUAAAUUAUGUAGACAAAAUUAUCCAACAACAUUACCCGUGUGAUAAUAUUUUCAGAAACAGGUUGUAAUGACGAAAUGAUAUUGCUAUGAUGUAAGUCGUAUUCAUUAUUUUUUAAUGAUAUAUAUUAUAUGAGUAAAAAAAAAAAAUUACCCUCAGUGUAAUUUGAUUUGACGCAACGUCUAUAAUUUUAAUAAAAGUAUAUGAGAACACGAGAACACGUAUACCGAACUAUAUACUUACGCAUUUACGUCAGUAUAUUGUUCAACGUAAUAUUUAAGUAGUUACUUGGGGAAGGAGGAUUACAAAGACUACUUCUUGGGAUUUCUAAAAAUUAGAGUUUUCCCCCUCGUAAACCAAUUAUCUCGGAUUAUAGAAUAAUAAACUCAUAUAAAUGUUUGUGUUUUUUUUUUUCUUAUGUUUCUGUGCUCGUUACGAAGUCAUGAACCAAAACUUAGACAAUUCACGAGGAAAAUACUAAUAAAUAGUUCCGAAACGUAAAUUUCAGGAAACAAUUAAAAAACCAAUUAUGCCAAAAUUAGUUGCAAUAUUUUUAUUUUUUUUUUGUGUGAUUUCUCUCUAAUCAAAAUAUUAUAAGAGAUUAUUCGUAGCACUUUGGAUCUAUUUGGUGCAUUAAGAAGGUUUUUGAAUUUCCUUAUAGUUUUCAUAACAAUUAAGGAAAACUGUAGAAACGGGAAAGUUUACGGUAAUACUAACGGUUUCAUUAUUUUUGAUAUUGGUUUCCAAAUGGUUUACAAAUAAUUUUAAAAACCUGAAAUUUUCAUAUAAUACUUUUGUUAGGUUAAGACGAACAAAGACUAAAGGGACUAUAUAGUCCUCGAGACCCACCCCAAAAAAAAAAAUCCUUGUUGUGCCCUGGCAGUUAAAAUAAAAUAUAUUGUAUCAUUUUUUUUUCAUCGGCAAUAUACUUACUACUUGGAACUGCGUACCAAGUAGCCAGGAAAACCCCGGCCUUGAGGUUAAAAAAGAUUAAAAGAUUAAAAAUAAGGUUGCCAUUGGCAUCCGUUUUUAUUUAUUUUUUGUUAUUAAGUUUUUAUUAUUUUAAUCUUUUUAAAACACACAUUGUUGUAAUCAUUUUACCAUAAUAUGACAUUCUAUAUACUGUUGGCAAAGCAACACUAUCAGCUGAACUCCGCUCAGAAUUGUUUUUUCGUUAGCAAUGGUUUAUCGUUACUUACAGAUAUACAUUAAAUUCCCGUCUGUAUCCUAUCUAUCCAACUUCCCAUCUACAACAAUGGUUGCACCCACGUGUGAAGUAUGUCCGUCCUUUUUUGCUUUUUUUUUUUUCUUUGUCAUAAAUUGUUUUUAUUAGCUAUUAUUUAUUAUAUAUAAUAACAAUUAUAAUAAUCCAACUAGCAUCGCUGGCAUCCUGUUGUUAUGUCUUACAUUUUGAUUCGUAGUUGGUUUUUUUUCCUAAAACUAUAAUGUAAAAAUCUUUUUCACCAUUUCACCUAACAGAGGGUCCGACGUCGUUCGUCGCCGCAGCAACGAUAGUAGCCGGACGGAUAAGUGGUAGAUCGCGGGAAAAUUAUAUUUUGCAUCGUCGUCACUGCAUCAACGAGAGUAGAUAUUUUACAAUAUUUUCAUCGAAUAUGAAAAAUCGGACUUGAAAGUACUCGAACAUAUUUGGAUGUAACUUUUUAUCCAUUUAAAACAAUCUGCUUGAGAGUUCCCAUGUUCCCAUCUGCACAAUAUUUCUGAUCGAUUGAUAACUUAUACGACUUUAUAUAUCCAGCCGUUUGCCCUGUAGAGCUGGACGAUGGGUUAAUACAAAUUAACACGGUUUUUCAAUGGUACAACUCGGUUUCCUUUUACUAUGCAUAAGUGGAUAUUUAAUUUAUAUUUAUAAUUCAGUUCGGCGUCGACCAUCGUUACGUCCGCACGUAUGUUUAAACUGUUGCUCCGCUAUCGCNUAUAAUGAUCCGCCUAUUUGUGGAUAUUUGUGUUUGGAUUUUAUUAAAAAUUAUAAAAAAUAUACAUAAAUUAUAUAUCUAAAUAUUUUUUUUAAUCGGGUUUUUGAUUUAAAAAAAUACUCAUAUUUCUUUAUUGAAGUUCGGCGUCGACCAUCGUUACGUCCGCACGUAUGUUUAAACUGUUGCUCCGCUAUCGCUGUUUUUUUUAUCUAGAUUAUUCCAGUUUCCAUAUCUCUUAUAACGUACUAUCAAGCUUUUAAUUAUCUAUUAUAGCUACGUCUACAAGUCCGGCGUGCAGCCGUCGGUAGAUUACCGAGGCUGGCUAUCGCUUUUACGUAUUUGAAUUACGCAGAUAACGACAAUGGCUUCUCUGAACGCGGCAUCCUCAUGCAAACAAUCAAAAUCUAANGUCCGCACGUAUGUUUAAACUGUUGCUCCGCUAUCGCUGUUUUUUUUUAUCUAGAUUAUUCCAGUUUCCAUAUUUUUUAUAACGUACUAUCAAGCUUUUAAUUAUCUACUGUAGCUACGUCUACAGUCCGGCGUGCAGCCGUCGGUAGAUUACCGAGGCUGGCUAUCGCUUUUACGUAUUUGAAUUAAGCAGAUAACGACAAUGGCUUCUCUGAACGCGGCAUCCUCAAGGAAACAAUCAAAAUCUAAAGAUAAACUGUCAUCUAAUAUAGAGAAAAAAAACCUACCAAGAAACCUCAAUAUACAGAGUGUGCCUAGUGACGUGUUCAACGACUCACCUGAAAACGAAUGUGAUGUUUUCGAAACGCCAAAAAAAACCGCUAAGCGACAUCUUUCCUCAACAAAAUCCAAUGGCCAGGAAACAGAUAAUAAAAAGCCUAUGUUUGCGACAACAAACAGAUUUACUCCUCUUGCCACUAACGAUCAAAUAGAUCCUUUCACCAGUCCACCGCAGGCUCCCUCCAACACUGAUAACUGUGAAGCACCAACUAGAGCAAAUUUACCUCCCCCAAUAAUUGUCCGUGGCGUACUUGACUUUAUUAGCUUUCGUGAUGAACUCGUAAGGCUAGUUGGUUCUGACAACUUCUUCUUUAAAUCAUCCACUAAUGAUUUAAAAAUACAGUCAACUAAACCAGAAUUUUACCGUGCCAUUAUCCACUUCCUAAAAGAACGUAAGGCACAAUACCACACAUAUCAACCACGUGAAGAAAAAUCUUUCCGUGUUGUCAUUCGCAACCUGCACCCAUCAACACCAACGGCUGAAAUAGGAUUUGCCAUCGAGGAAUUAGGAUAUACAGUGCGCCAAGUAGCAAAUGUUAUCCACAAGAUCACAAAAAAUAAAUUACCUAUAUUUUUCAUCGACCUUGAACCGGCGGCAAUAAACAAGGAAAUUUUUAACCUAACGGUAGUACUUCAUACAAAGGUAAAAAUCGAAGAACCACACAAAAGGAAAGACAUUGUGCAGUGUCUCAACUGCCAAGAGUAUGGCCACUCUAGGAAAUAUUGUGCCUAUCCUCCGAGAUGCGUACGCUGUGGGGAGCACCAUCCAUCAUCUAGCUGCGGGAAGACUAGAGACACACCCGCCACAUGUGCUCUGUGCAAAGGCGACCAUCCGGCCAACUACAAAGGUUGCCAGAUCUACAAGCAAAUCCACCAAAUCCAAUCAUUCUCAAAAAGGCAAGGUACUCACUCGGCUAAUUCUCAUUAUAUAAAUAAAUUAAGUAACAUAAAUUGUAAAAUCACCCAGCUACCAACGGCCGCAGUUAAUCACCCACUACCCUCUCGUUCUUACGCCCAAGCCACAAGCAGCCAAAAUUUGCAAUCACCUCCUACGGCCCAAUCUAGCGAUCUCUCCCCUCUAACCAAUUUUAUUAACGAAUUUAAAGCUUUGAUAAAUCCACUUUUAUCUCUCCUCACCACUGUUCUCGAUCGCCUACUUACCCAAAAUGUCAAAUAGUCCUUUUACCUCACAAUCUUUAAUCAUCCUAUUAUGGAAUGCUAACGGUCUAGCAAACCACAGAAAUGAAUUAAUAACAACUCUAAACGAAAAAAGAAUCGACUUAGCUUUAAUCUCAGAGACCCAUUUUACCUCCAAUACUAAAUUUUCAAUUCCUGGCUACACGACAAUUCCAGCUAACCACCCUGAUAACACGGCCCAUGCAGGUGCAGCGAUUCUCAUCAGGUCACCUAUUCAAUUUACACCCCUUCCCAGUAUUAAUGAAGACUUCCUUCAAGCUGUAGCGAUAAAUAUUAAAUUAAACCAUACCCCAAUUACUAUGGUGGCGUCAUAUUGCCCACCUAAACACAAAAUUACGCAGACACAAUUUGAAAAUUUCUUUAAUUCCUUUGGUCAAUACUUCGUCAUAGGUGGGGACUUAAAUGCCAAACACCAUUCAUGGGGUUGUCAUACAUCUAACCCAAAAGGGAAAUCUCUACUAAAAGCAAUUAACAAUAAGCAAUUAUCUGUUCUUGCCCCUCCUAACCCUACAUACUGGCCUUCAUCACUAAGAAAACGCCCGGAUAUUCUCGAUAUAUUUGUUGUCCAAGUCCCUCCAAGAUUGAAUCAUCUAGUUACAAACUUAUUGGACCCGUGUUCCGACCAUUCCCCAGUUCUCUUAUGCUUAGACGCCUCACCUUAUCUCCAACCUGGUAAACCAUCACUGAUAAAUGGUGUUAUGGACUGGGAAAAUUUUCGUGAUAUAAUUAAUCAAAGAAUAAAAUUAAAUAUAAGUCUGAAAUGUCCAAGUGAUAUCGAUGACGCUGUUCUUAAUUUUACUGAAAUCAUCCAGUCAGCUGCGUGGAACUCCACCGUCCACCGGAAGAAAAAUGAUAGCUCUAACCAUUUGCUAAUUCCUGCACAUGUCCGCGAACUAAUAACCCAAAAGAGGAGAGCCAGAGCCCGUUGGCAAAGAACAAGACUUCCAUCUGACAAAAGUAUUUAUAAUAAGCUAACCUGGUCACUUAAACGUAUCCUGCAACAUCUAAGGAACGAAUCCUUUAAUAACUGGAUUGCAUCCCUAACGACCAGGGACAACUCGCUCUGGAGAGCAACACGUAAUUGUUUAAAACAAAAGUCCGCCCCAACUUCCUUAAAAAAAUCCGAUGGUACUUGGUGCAAAUCAGAUAAAGAGAAAGCUGAACUUUUCUGUUCUCACCUUUCGGAAGUUUUUAAGCCUCACCAACCAACUUCUAACGUCACCUUCUCGGAAACAAUUGAAAACUCUCUUAAUUCAGCCCUGCCACUUUAUCUCGCCCCCAAACCUUUUUCACCAGGUGUGGUUCUUCGUUUUAUAAAUACGUUUCCACUGAAAAAGUCACCCGGUAUAGACCUCAUCACAGCUGAGGUAGCUCGACAACUGCCAAAGACGGCUUUAAUUCACCUAACCCACAUCUUAAACUCUAUCUUGAGGCUAUCGUACUUCCCCAUUCAAUGGAAAGUAUCCCUUAUAAUCCUAAUUCCCAAGCCUGGCAAACCUCCCGAUACUCCAUCAUCUUAUCGUCCAAUAAGCUUACUUCCUUUCUUUGCAAAACUGUGUGAAAAAAUGAUCCUAAAACGAAUAUCCAAUAUAAUUAACGACAAAAAAAUUAUCCCCUGCACGCAAUUUGGCUUCCAAGACAAACAUUCCACUAUCCAUCAGGUACACCGCCUUACUGACUCAAUUGCCUACUCCUUAGAAACGAAGUCACACUGCUCAGCUGUCCUACUCGAUGUUGCCCAAGCCUUUGACAGAGUCUGGCAUCCUGGUCUCUUACACAAGCUGAAAAUAAUUCUCCCUCCACCGUAUUAUUUAUUUUUUAAGUCAUAUCUCGAGGACAGAUUCUUUGCCGUUAAAGUUGGCUCUGAAAUCUCAAAUUUGGCCCCAAUCCUUGCUGGUGUUCCUCAAGGCGCCAUCUCUUCUCCCAUAUUGUUUAACAUAUACACAUCGGAUCAACCAACCACUUCUCAAACUUCUGUAGCCGACUUCGCUGAUGAUAAAGUUAUAUAUAUUUCCGAAAAAAACCCAUUUCUUGCCAGCCAAUAUUUGCAGAACCAUCUAAACCUACUCUCUGAUUGGUAUUCCAAUUGGAGAAUUAAAAUAAACAAUGAAAAAUCAUCCCACAUCACCUUCACUCUCAAACAAUCCACAGUACCUCCAGUNUUUUUUUUAGAGGUACACGAUCAAAGUUUUUAACUAUUGAGUUUCAUUAUCGUUAAAUAAUAAAAUAAUUCUGUUAAUUUUACUUUGUCGGCGUCGUUAUAACAAUUCAAACAUUACGGAAAUUUUUCCAACGUUUAUCAUUGUUUAAACAUCAUAAUAUAUCUAUAUUUAACAAUUUUAACCAAUAAACUUCAAACGAAACCGGUUGGAUAAUCCUAACUACUGUCGGAAAUAUCCCUGAUGAACAUCUGAAUAUUCUAAAAUCCGGAUAAAAAUAAAUUCGGAUAUCCAUCAAAUAAUCGUAAAAUAUGUUCUCGAGAAUAUUGGGUACAUUGUUAUACGCACAUAUUAAAAUAAAUCUACGAAAAUCACUCUAAGAACGAAUAUUAUGCACCUAUCAUGUAUUAUGUAAUUCGGAUCCAGUCUCACGAGUAAAUAUAAAUAAUUGAAAAACUUUAAAAAUACUGCACAUAUUCGGGUGUAUAAUCGGAUUCUGCCAUUCGACUGUCAGAUUCCGAUCGUCCGAAUAUACAAUAAAAAUCCGAAUACAAUAUAUUGUUGUAAUAUUAUGACCCAAUACUAAUUCAAAUACAAACAAUAUUGUCACAUUUUUAAUCCGCCAUAAAAUAUUGUUUCCGUGUUGAGAAUUUGUAAAAAGAUUAUAACAUCCGGUAUACAUGUAGACGUGACCUAUUCCGUAUUCAUUGAUUAUGAAUUAUAAUAUAUAUAUAUAUACACAUAAUAUUUUCGAAAAAUUAGAUUUUCCGAUUGAAGACCUCGGAGCACACCGGAUAACAUCAAUUCGUAUCGUAUUGUUCGAGUUCAGUAAAAAGUUUUUUUUCGUAUUUUUAUUUGAUUGUUGAUUGUUCGGAUUUCGGGAGCGUAUAUUAUCUGACUGUAUAUUCGAUUGUAUUAUAAUGUUCGUGUCGGCUUCGUCUGGUAAUUGUAAAAAAUAUUCUAAAUCAACACUACAAUGACCGUUGAAUACUCUUAUAAUUAAUCAUGUAUGUUACGGUUAACGUUAAAAACUCGGAUAAUGCCAACUUUCUGUUCGGGAGAACCGAUUUUAUGCAACCGUCGGUUUUUAUUUCAGAGCGAAUUUACCUAUUGUCAAUCACUUAAAGUCUGUAUUUGUAUACGUUGUACAUGUUUUAUCGAUGUAUUAAUAUUUUCAAGCGAGAUAAGAGUAUGUGAAACAUUACAAUAUUAAAAAAUUCUCGUCUCGUUUGAAAAUUUGUGCGCCGAGAAAAAAACUAACGUAAUAACACAGACAACGAGGUAAGAACAAUGUUCUUACCUUAAAGUUCGAUAUAGUAAAAUCUAAUGUGAAAACUAAGGGCGAAAAUCGGUUCUGUCGAACGAAAAGUUCACAUUAUCCCAUUCGUUUAACAUUUGCCGUAAAAAGCGUAAGUAUACAUAUUACAUAAUUCAUCCGAAUUAUAGAGAUUUUUUUUUUGUCUUUGAAUUAUAUCAACAAAAAGUACACUUUCGAAAAAAAAUUUACUCAUACGUUCCAAGAUUUUCGAUUGUGGUGUUGUUUAUUUUUUUUUGUAACGCCCAUUAAUUUUACGAAUAAUAUUAAUAAUAUAAUAAUUAAAUGCAAUAACUGUACUUGGUGUAGAUAUGAAUUAUAAAUAGCGAAUUAAAAUCCGCCAUACUUAUUGUAUAUACAUACGUACACACGUAUUCGUUCGAAACUAAAAAAUUACACCGCAACGGCGGAUAAUAAUAAUUUUAUUACGUCUAUAAGUAGGUUAAUAAUAAUAUGUGGUACGGUUCAUACGUCCAAUAACUGUGCCUGUGUACGUAUUAUUAUAACAUUAAAAACAAAUUCCGUAUAGGUUAAUGUUUUAGAUAAAUCGUGUUGAUAAAAAAAAAAAAAAAUAAUAAUAAAUAUGUUUUACAUAAUUAAUAAACAAUAAUAUUAUAACACUCAAUAUUCUAAUAACUCGAAACGAAUAAAAUUAUUACGAGGCGUUUAGAUUAAUCAUUAUUGGCGGUACGUGCAUGUGGUAUAAAGUGUUUCGAGACCCGAUACUCGCGAAUUGGCAAUACACAAUAAUUAUUAGCGCUCAUCACUAUUUCAUCAUCAAUUAUUUAUGACUGUAUAAUACAUGAACCGUGUAAACAAAUGUAGGUUAAUUAUUUUGCGAUAUCUCGUUUCGAAUUUUAAACGUUCAAAAUGCGCCUAGACACGUGAAUUUACAUAUUAUGCAAGGCGAAAAAAAAAUAAAUUCGUAAUAUAUCGGUUUUAUUUCUUCAAAACGCGCAUGUGAACCGAUAUUUUCGGAAAAGACAGUUAAUAAUGUCCCAAUAGAAUACGCAAUAAAAAUUAUUCAAAAAACCGGGGUUUACACCGAUAUAUCGGUUAAUUUGAACAUUGAUUUUGUAUAUUGCAAUCAUCUGAUCACUAUACACUCGAAUUACAGAAGAUAUUUUUUCGUUUAAAUUAUGUAGUCAAAAAGCGUAUUUUCGAACAAAGUAUGCUUGAAUCGGAAAAAAUAGAAGAAGGGGAACGAAAUGUAGCGGCUCUUCCAAUGGCUCAUCAGUUGAACCUAACCCGUGGGGGGCUUCGUCCCAACUCCCUCCUCCUUACACUAAUUUUACAAACAAUCCAUUGCGUUCAACACAAUCCAUAGAAUAUAAAAAAAUUUUUAGACUAACAGCCUUCAUUGGUUAAUAAUGUUACAUAAUUAUUGUAUCGGUUAUCAUUUAUUUUAUAUAAUUUUAUGCCAUAAAUAACCGCAAACGUGUAAUAAAAAAAAAAAAAAAAAAAAAAAAAACACUAUAAUUUAUUACUGGACGAUAAAUUCUAAAAAAAAAAAAUCAAAAAAUACACACUAUAAUUUAUUUGAGCUGACGAUGGGGUAGUAAAUAUUUUUUCAAAAAUAUCAUUAUUUAUUCAAAGAGACGCGUACGUCCAUUCCCCCGACCCGGUAAAAGCAAUUAGCAAAGGGACGCUGAAAAAAUAAACAAAUAUGUAGUGAUAUACCGUUGUUGUUCCAAGGUCUUCUAUUCUUUUGUUGUUUAUUUACUGACGGGUAUUCGUUUAAAUAUUUAUUCAGCUAUACACGCGCAAUAUACGAUUUAUGUUAAUUAUACAAUAACAACUAAAUUAAUACUUGAUAAAAACAAAUGAAAAAUAGAUUCAAAAUCUGUUCUCGUGCAGUUUAAAUUGAAUAUCCACGUUUUCAAUUCGAUUCGUGGUAGUUUUCGGGGGCGAAACGGUUUUUCGAACUUAUAACACAUAGGUAUACCCGAGUAUUUUAAAUUAUUUCACGAUAUUAGCGCAAACACCGAACUGUAAAUAGUAUAUAAUGAAUACAGGAUUGUCGGCCUAAUCUAACCGUUACUUGAUAUCGAAGGGGUUUUUUUUUCUUCCCCAAACGCAUACUUGAACCUCGAUAAUAAAUAUAUGUAUUUUCGAAUAAAUGUGUCUGUAACGUCUCCACUCGGCGUGGAACACGACAAAAAAUUAAUAAAAAAAAACUGUAUAAGGAUAAUGGGGACGGGUGCAGCCGCUGUUGUAAGUGGGAUAUUGGAAAGGUAGGAUACAGAAGGGAAUUUAAUGUAGAUUUGUUUAAGCAACGAUAAACCAUUGCUAACAAUAAAACGAUUCUGAACGGGGUCCAGUUAAUAGUGAUGCACUGUCAACAAUAGACAUGUCAUAUUUUUUGUUAAAAUAAUUAAAUAGGCAUUAUAUAUUUUCUUUAAUUAUUUUUUUUUUUUCAAUAUUGUACUGAUUUUCUCGUUUUUCCUACGUUUUACUCGGUUUUCCCGGUUUUUCACAUUUGUUUGGAAAACCCUUGGAAAAAUCGAAAAAUGGCCUCUUUAAAGUAUCUUUCAGAAAAUGUACUAUUAUUGUAAAUCGGAGAAAAAUUUCUGGUAAAAAAGUUGUUCACAGAAAAAAAAAAUUAUCAAGUAGAAUAUUGUUUCACGCGUAUUUAUAUAUUACUGAUGACGGUAAAAAUUUGCAAAAAUAACACGACUAAAAACCAUAGGUUUUUAAAGAAAACAACGAUUAAUUUAAUUCGGAUUGUUUGUUAUUGGUUAUUUAGCGGACAAAGAUUUAAAGGUGCCCAUACACAACAAAACGUGGUUAAUACGUUUUCUGCGGCCGACCAAAUACUAUCCGGAAAGCGCGUACAAGUUGGUAAGCCACCGGUCACUAAUAUUUAUCGUAUUGUUUCUACGAUGCAUCGACGCCAGACUAGAUUUUAUUGUUUUUAAUUCGCGAUUUAUUACGUUGACAGAUCAAACAUUACUACCAGUUCAAAGUGAAACACGCCAACGUGUACAAAGGCCUUUCGCCUCAAAAGGAGAAGAAUAUUUUCGAUCAUAAUAUUUUGCACGUUUUGCCGAAACGCGACCAGGCCAGCCGCAGAAUAUUAGUGCUCGAAUUGGGAAGUGAGUGUAUUUUCGUUGCGUCAACGAUAUUAUAAAUAAUAAUAAUACGGUUACGAAAAAAUAAUUGUUAUAUUUCUGUGAAAAAAAAACCAACUAAAAUCGUCGUUGUCUAUAUCUCGUCAUACAAUAUUAUAUUCGUUGUUUUUAUGUUAUUCAGAGAAAUGGAAACACAAGAAGUGCACGUUGGACGAAGUGUUCAAAGGUGCCGUGUUAUUUCUCGAAGCGGCCAUAAUGGAACCGGCCACACAGGUGGCCGGAGCCCAGGUCAUUUUUGACAUGGACGGCUUGUCGUUGCAACAGACCUGGCAGUUCAGCCCGCAGUUCGCCAAACGUAUCGUCGAUUGGUUACAAGUAAGUUACGUAAAAGUCUAAACGUCCUCCCAACCCUGGUACUAUACGGAAUUUUAUAUAGAUAUAAAAAAAGUACUGGAAUAAAAAAAAAAAAAAAACAGAUAAACCAAUACAACAAGCGUGUAAUACACACAAUCAUAAAACUGUAAAACAAACAGACGAUUUAUAUUCACGAUGCUAUGACGUGUUAACACCUACCGAAUUUUCUAACCGGAGUUUAAAAAUGCCAAUCACUUGGUUUCGAAAAUCAAAAGGCGACAGUGUACUUUUACGGUCGAACCUUGAAUGUACAAUAAUAUUUUGCAUAUAUUUUGAGCAAAACCAUUAAACCACGAUUAUAUUGCCAUCGGGUCCGUGCCCAAGAUUUCCCGCAAAAUGGCCUAAAAUAAUUACAUAAAUUAUCAGUAUUAACCAUGGGUUAUACUACAAGAAUCUUUUGGAAGUUUUAAGUUAGUUUUCUUAUCUUUUUAUUCGAUAAUAACACCGAAUAACUAUCCGCAUGACGCAAAAAAACUAAGUUUAACGCGACGGAUUUAACCCUAAACACCCGCCCGUAACCCCGUUACGCACGUGCCUAAUAGCGAUGACUGAUCAAAAACAAUUAUAUUUACUCGUAAUUUCCGUAUGCAUAUAAAAAGGUCCCAGGGAAGAAGGGCUUCAGUCAAUUAUCGUCUUUCUCUUCCCCCCCCCCUUAUUUAUUUUUCGGUCACACAAGAGUACGUGCACACUGCACUCGUCACACAUCUUAUACCGAAAAUUAAAAUACAUCACAAGUCAUUAAUUAGAUGUACCUACUUUUUUUACUGUUUGUCGAAAAAAGACAUACGUCAUAUUAAUGAUACGGGGUGAUAUAACGUUUACGCCAUUAUGUCGUUUGACAAUACUUAAAAUUGAAUUUUCUCGUAUUGAAAACUAUUUAGGUAAACAAUUUACUUGAACAAUUCUUUCCUGGGACCAAAGAUGUAUAGUACAAUCGUGCAUGGGUUCGUGAUAAAAACAAAAUCACCGUGUAUCACCCCGCGUAACCAUGAAAAAUUAUUGAAACACAACGAGUAUUGUAUAUAUUAGAUAUAUUAAAUUUGCCGUAGGUGCGCAAAAUAGAUAUCGUAUUGAAAUAAACUAACGAUUUUUUUUCCCCCAAUGUACGACGUUAUAAAAUAAAUGGAGAUCUUAAAGUAAUAGAAAUGGGUGUGUACAUUUUAUUAAAUAAUAUUGAUUUUUGCUUAUAGAAAUUCUAAAGUCGUACGUAUAUAAUAUAUGUAUAUAGAUUAGUUCUAAGUGAAAGAAUUGUAUUGUAUUGUUCGUGUUAAUUAAAAAAAAAAACUUAUUCGUUUUCAAUACAAAUUCAAUCGAAUACAAAUCUCGAAUGUUAAAUGAAAUGAUACAUUUUUGACUUUCCCUUUUUUAAUAAAAUUCGGUUAUAAUAUUAUGUAAAUUUAAUCAAUUGGUGUAUUAUAUACGUCCGCGAUAUGAAAUAAUGUGAUAAAAAAGAAAAAAAGCUUUCGGCAAUGAUGUAUUGUUUAUUUUGUAUUGCUUUCAUUAAUUUAUUCGUAUAUUGGGUUUCGUAGAAUUGCAGAAUAGAAUAAAUAUAUAUAUCGCCAAAUAAUAUAAAUUUUGAUUUUUUUUUUUUUAAUAUUUACGCGAAAAACUAUUAAUAUCGGUAUUAAUCGACACAUAAUGACGUAAACAAAUGCACAUACGUUUAGAAAAAAAAACUAAUCGGCGGAAUUUUCCUUCUAUAAUUAUUUGCAAAGCGACGGGGCUAUAAAAGCGGUAGAUAAAUGAAAAAAAAAAAUACACAGACCGCGUUAGACCGUGUAAAAGGCGAUUUUUCUCAGAAGAUGUAUUAUUUAAAGAAUCAUGCAUACAUAUGUUUUUUACGAUAAACAAACGAAACAUAAAUAGGUACUGUUACUUUACGGUUAUUUAAGCGUUUUACGACGCCACCAUUAUUAUCUAACGUACAUUUCAUUAUUCUCUCCCCCUCCCCAAUCAAAACUUUCAAUUUUUUUUUUGUUCCAAUAUUUAGCAUAGAUUUUUGUGCCUAUCGCCACAAUUUACAUGCCUUAGUUUAGACGUUAUAUCAAAAAAUCAUGGGGGGGAGGUACUAGAGAAAUGUGCAAAUCUGUAAAAUCGCUAUUUGCUGGCGGGAAAAAGCAGUGCGAAUUUCGCUAACAGUCAUACAAAUGCAUGCGAAUCGCAUGCUAAAUAUUGGCAUCACCAAAAACUUGGUCCGCAAGACAAUGUACGGUCUUCUAUGGUGGUCCACUAGGCAAUAUCUACAAAAUUGAACAAAGUAUUUAACGAAAAUCAGUAGUGCAGGUUAUCGUAGUUUAUUUCGUUUAUUUAUAAAUGUAUCGUACAUAAUAUCACUUAUGUAUUAUUAUUGUCCUAUAAAGGACAAAAUAAAGUAGAAAAAAACAUAAUAAUAAUUAUAAAAAGAAAGGUCAUUAUUAGCGAAUCGUGGUGGUCCGCGGCCCAUCGAAAGUUCUCUAUAUAUCGUCCGUAUAAAGGUUGGAAACCAUUGGUCUAAGCCAGUGGUUCUCAACCUUUUUGGAUUCGUGUCACCCUCAUCCACGAUAACCCAACACUACGUCUCCCUAACAUCAAAAUAAUAGUUAUAUAUGUAGAAAAACUGAUUAAGUCCCGUUUCAGAUAACGUAGCGUUGUCGCACGUCGAACGGACGUAUUUAUCGGAUCUAUAGUGUUAACUAUAAAUAGAAAUAAAUAAUACAAAGAUAAGAAUUUUGCGAUAUCUGUGCCGUUUAGUGUGAACAAUUAUUGCGUUAUUUGACUGUGGUAGCAAUCACAUGAUUACCGUUACAAUAAUACGAUUUUAAAAAAAAUUCUAUAUUUUUAAACUUUUCCCCAAGGAUUUCUUGUCACCCCUACAUUGGAUCCAUAUCACCCAAGGGUGACAUGUCACCCCGUUUGAGAACCACUGGUCUAAGCUAAGGCAUGUAAAUCCAUGCUAAAAAUUGAGACAAGAAAAAAUUUAAUUUUUAAUGGGAGGGGGGCUGAUGAAACGUGUGUCGUUAUCGUCCUCGAAAUAUUAUAUUAAUACAGGUAAUUUUCUUUUUAAUUUUUUUGCUGAAAAUAACAUUUUUGACGGUUUUUUUUUAUUAUUUUUGCUCUUACAGGACAGCGUGCCGGCGCGCGUGAAAGGAAUCCAUAUCGUCAACCAACCGGUCAUAUUUAACAUAGUGUUCAACCUCUUCAAACCGUUCCUGAGGGAGAAGUUGCGAUCCAGAGUGAGAUUGAACUUUGAUAUUAUACUUAUACUUAAAACCAUACUUAUACUUAUACCUAUACAAAUCUUAUUUACUUAUACUUAAACUGCUUAUAAAAGAGGCGUACUUUCGGGGAUGACGGAGAGGAGAGUUCUGAUCGGAUUCCGAUAAUAUUAUACUAUUUUAUGUACCCGCGCAUGCCAAUCGGGAAAAUCUCGUCCGGAUUUCCAUUAACCGCGUUGUUCCCUUUAUAAGAUACUAUUUAUCAAAAGGUCUCCUUUUUAUAUUAAAAUAAAAAUAAGAAAACCAUUCUUAACGGUACGCCACCGAAACGCAUGAAAACGUAACGAAAUGUAUGUUUCACGCGCACUUUUUCUUUUUUUUUUUUCACACGAUGAAAAAUAAUAUUAAUAUAUUCUUUAAACGGGCGUAUACUUUGUGAAAGAUCAACGCAAUCAAAUGUGCGAAACGCCUUUGAAUUUUCCUUUCGAAACGCACUACUUGGGUCCUAUGUUAAACUCGCAGCAUUUCGAACGUUUCCGAUUUUCAUAGUGAAUUGUCGACCCCUCUGCAGCAAAGUCGCCUUUUUGAAUAACAAUGUUGUUUAUUUGCAUUUUUAUACAACUGCGCGUGCGAAACGUCUGCGCGGAUCUGUCUGCAGCAUGCGUAUAUAUUGUAAUGAACCUAAUAAUACCGAAUAAACGAUUGCAGAUUAUUUUCCACGGCACUGACCGGGCGUCUUUACACAAACACCUGUACCCGGCAUGUCUACCGGAAUGCUACGGAGGCACUUUGGACGUGCCUACAAUUAGUGGAGUCCAAUGGCACGAGCUCUUGUUAAUCGUGGAAAAAGAAUUCGACGGUACGUAUUGAACAUGUAGGAUCUUUAGGGAAAAAUACCCAAAACGAAUAAAAUUCACGAUUGAUCGAAACAGAUGUGUACAUUAAAUUAUAAUAGUACAUAGACUACGUAGGUACAGUGUAUUAUAUUAAAUACAUACAAAUUAAAUAAUAUUAACUACGCAUUUUGUGGCCGUUAGUUUACUUUUGUAAUUUUUAUUAUUAUUAUUAUUAUUUUUUUUUUUUUUUUUUCAUUAUUAUACAGUUUGCGGAACCCCUUUAUUUUUUAUAAUUACCCCGAAAAUUAAUAAUCGCGAAAUUUUUAAAUAAAUCGUUCGAUUUUAAGCUGUGCCCUCGGGCACACGAGUUUGAGUAUGGUUAUGCAAUUGUUUAUGAAAAAAUCUAAAGUGUUCAUAACUCAUAAUAUAAAGCAGUGGCGGAUCUACAGGGGGGGUGGAAAUGAUAGGGGCGAUCGCCACUUCCCUUCAAUUCUCCAAUAUACUCUCAGCUCCACUUUAAUACUCUUAGAUUAAUUCAUCAUUGAACUCGUCAUAAAUACGUGUCUAGAUACAAGAAUACCCAUAAACUCGUAUAAUAUACUGCGAAACGAGUUUUGUUUAACACAAUUAUUUAUUGUUUUUUUUUUUUUUAUAUAUACAUAUACGGUGACAUUUUGAUCCGGUGAAUUAAAACGUCCCCCCUAAACGGAUCAAAAUGUCCUCACCGGAUCAAAAUGUUUCGUUAGAUACCGUUUGUUUAUAUAAAAUGUAUGUAUAUUAUUAAAGCUCUAAAAUUGUCUCGCAUGGCUUUAACGGCGUCAGUAUUGAACGAGAAAAACAAAUUUAAAAAAAUAAAAACGUGUCCCCCCCUGUCUCUCCGUUUCCGCCCCGUACCUAUUGACCGUUGAUCGAUAUUACCCGGUAAUUUAUAUUUUUCAAAGUAUAAGUACAAUUUUUCGCCCGUGACAAUCAAAUUAACAAACGAUAACACUAUAUUUUUUUCACCGUGUCGCCAAAGUAUAAAUCCAUGAAUAAACAAAAAUAACUCGAUCUUCAUUCCAAAAAUAUCAAAAACUCUGUAUCAGCCACCCUUUGGGGGGUUGACAUUCGAGAUCAAAAAUAAAAUAUAUCCUAUGUACGAAUCGAAAACACAUUCCACGUGCGUGCCAAAUGCCAGCUAAAUUCGUUCUGUAAUUUUGGCGUAAAGGAAUAACAAACAUCCGUCCGAAUGUUCGUAUUUAUAAUAUUGAAAGGAUUGGUAGAAUUUUUAGGAUAAUAUUAAUUUAUUUCGAACACGGAUUUUUUUAGAUUUUUGAGCGUUUAUUACUUAAUCAAUAAUUCCAUGUCAUUAGUGGUUUUUUUUUUUUUUAUAAAAAUUAAUAUUUCAUUUUCGUGUAACACAAAAACCAAAAAAACCAACUCGUUUUAAUUAGUUUGAGCGUCAGGAUACUAUCUGAUAUUAAUCACUCGUAUAUAUUAAUAUUCAAUAAAAAAACUAAAAAAAAAUUAAAUUUUGUGUUAUAAUUUGUUUACAGCUAUCAACGAAUACGGUUACGUUAAAUGAGCCCGGCCAACGUCGGCGACGACUACGACGUCCUGAAGCGAAUUUAUCAAAAUAGUUAUAGAAAAUGUAGGUUUCGAAUCUCGUGACUUGGAUAAUAUUAUAUAUUUUUAUAAAUAAUUAAAAAAAAAAAAAAAAAAUUAAGAAAACGUAAUGGAUUUUAUAUACCGGUGUAAGAGCAUUUUAAUAUUAUAUACAGAAAUUA